UCCGAUGAGGCUCUGAUUGAAACAGAUUGAAACGCUCCGCGGGUCGCAAUGGCAACUAUCCGAACUGGACGGCAACGGCAACUUUUUUCGUGUUUGUAAUGUCAUGGAGUCGUUGUAAGCUGGUUGAAAAACUACUUUCUGAUGUGAUAAACAACAGGUUUACAAUUUCUUCCGUCCGAAAAUGUCCCAGGGAUGUACAGUUUCUGUGGAAGAGAUCCAGUCUUGGUGGGAAGUCCCCGCCAUAGCCCACUUCUGCUCGCUGUUCAGGACAGCGUUCAACCUACCCGACUUUGAAAUAGAGGUAAAUAACAGUUACCAUCGCUUAAAGUUACAGCAGUGUCUUUGACCGUGGAAAUGAAAAGUUGUUUGUGUCAGCUUUUUUGUCUACGUUGUUUGUUGAACGCAUUACGAACUAAUUGCCAGGUUUACCUAGCGAGUGUUUCGGUGUAAGCGGUGACCCUUUUAACUGGCGACUUUCAGACGAAUGCGUUAGCCGUUGUUGUAACCACAACAGCCGUUGAAACAUAGAAGAAGCCAUCGAGAUAACCUUUUAGUUUAUUAUUUCAUUACGAUAUAGAUAAAAAACAAUCAGUUAAGUCGUACAUGAAACGAUAAAUAAAUUGUUAAACGCGAUCAUGUUUUCGGUGAGCCGUUGCAACUAGGACAACCACAGCGCUGAAAGUCCCCAGAUAACCGGGUCACACUUUUAAGUGAAACACCGGCUUAGUUCUCUUCUAUGAACUUCUCCUUCGAUAACGUUACUAAAGCAAUCCUGUUAGGUAACCCCAGCCAGCUUGUUUGCACGGCUAAGUGCUAGCUCUGACUGUGUAUUGCGAGUCUCUAAAGUUGUACAAUGGCAAGAACAACAUUAUGAUUGAAUUUCACCCCGGUAAUACUCCGUUGUGCUCUGUUUCUUCGGACGUUUGUUUGACCUGUGUGUAACUUUACCAGAGGAGCCCCUGUUACGGGACCAUGUGCCUCUGUCGUUUGUUUUCAUUUUGAAACGGUCUCAUAUUUACUAAAAUCCAAACAACUAUAUUAUUUCUGCUUGAGGUGAUUUGUUUAUACAGGAAAAACGACAUUAAACACGCGGGAACAAAAAGCAACAACCGAUUCAUUAUGAGACAAAUAGAAAAUAACAGGGAUUUAACUUAAAGCACGUGUUCAGAGGAAGCUAAAUACCUCCAGCCUUGUGUUUAUAUUGACCAGUGACCUUUAGUUCAGGUCAGUUAAACAAAAAUACUCCGGGUAACAGUGAAUGGAUGUUUCCAAACUCACGGGUGGCUAAGUUUUGUCCUUUUUAAUGCAUUGUAAAGGUAUUUAUUAGAGUAUUUAGAGAGGUAAAAGGUGUGAAAAGUCGUGCAGUUUUCCAAUGAUGUUUUGCUGUAGACUGAGUGAAGUGAGCUACAGUGUCUUGUUUUCUAUCUCUGUCAUAUGAAGUUAAGUUCAGUGUGUGAGGUUCGAGUUUAUUGUCUUGCAGCCAUCUGGCUUGGGUAGCCACAGGGACGCAGAUGCUCUUCGGGCAUUGUUUGCUCCCCAAGUCGUGUUUUGUUGUAAGAAUCGAUGUUUUUCAGCGCGUUUUCCGAUAUCACACAAGCCACAGAGUUAAAACGAUCAACAUGCUUUGUAUUUUAUCCCAGAGACAACGAAAUUCACGACACUACGAUGACAUAAUUCAACUUUACUACUCGCUUUGAACCCCCUUUUUCUUUAAAAAUGAGUGCGGUUUUCCUCCGAACCAGCUUCGAUCCGACAUGGAUCUGUUUCAGUGUUCAAUUAGAGUGAUCGGGGAUCAUUUGAUCCAUCGAGGAAGAAUUGGAGAAAUUGUUAAGGUCAACAUCACGCAUCAACAGUCCCCAUCACUCAUUCAUCCCCACCCCCUUCUGCAGGGAAACACACGCAGAGAGCGCUUUGUUAUUAAACGAGGUGCAGGCCAGAUGGGGGAUCGCAUUGCGCCUAGUUUACAUGAAAGUUGAGCGUCUUGUGUUGAUGAAUUUCUCACAAAUAUCGGCUUGAAUACAGCCGAUAUUAUAGAAUACAUAAUAGAAAUAGCUUUAGUUGAUGAUGAGUUACACUCUGGCUAAGAAUCAAUGGUUUCUGCUCGAUUUUUACCUCACAAAGGCUCCUGUAGUUUGUAUUUAUUUGCAUACUGAUCCCCUUUAGUUAUUGCUACAGUAACGUCUUUAUCUUCCUGCGCUUCUUAGAAAAAGACAAACCAUUCAAGCUCAAACAAUAGACAACAACAGAAUAAGAUAGGUAAUACAACAAGAGAAGGUCUGUUAUUUCACAGGAUCAAGCAAUAGUGGGAAUGUUCGUAGUGUUAACUGUUUGCUUUUUUAAUUAUUGCAUUUCUCAAUCUUUUUUAAAACUGAUCUGGGUAAAAUGUAGAGGUAAUUAAUUCCAGUUUAUUAUAAAACCUGACUUGAUAGUCCUCUUUAAAGCAGUGCAUAUAGGCGAUGUCAGACUUGUUUUCAAUCUUUUGUAAUGCGUGAGUUUAAACAUGGUUUUAGGUUGUUCAUGGGGGGCUUCUGUACUGCUAUCAUUACAGAUAUAAUAUAUUCAUCUUUAAACGGUUGACUAAGCGGAUCACAUGUUUGGAUACACCCCCUCAGCUGGAUUUCAAGGAAAUAUUGAGAUGGAUGUUGUAGUCUUACUCACUGACAUCUCAAUAAAACAUCAAUGUGGCCAAGGUCAUAACGCCGCUGCGUCUUUGGGCAAUUAUCUUUAACUGCUGUUACAUAAUAGCUCAAUGGUAAAUGGGAAAAGAGGUUCACUCACUGCUUUAGGCUUUUGAUUGAAAAAUGGUAGAAAGUAACAGGAGAGAUGCUCAUCGAAAGUGUCAGUGCUAAAACCACGAAGGAUUUGGGGACCAAUAUUAAUAAAUCUCAUUGUUACUCUGUCAGUCAUGUGCCCUUAAAUUAGUCCAUUUGGCUGUGCCUGAAAUAUAUAAUGUGUGUGUAGCAGUGUACAAGUUCAUCUUCCCACUGCAGCCCAGCACACACCCCUGAAUGAAAAUGAGCAUUGGUUAUUGGAUAACUGGAUUAUUGUUGAUAUAAAAAUGCAUGUGUGACGUUUCUGGAUCUUACUGUGUGACACAAAAAAACCCAAGACAGUGGGUCAUAAUAUAGUCGGCUGUAUGCUGUAAUGUUGUCCUGAAUCAUGCCAUGUAGUUCCUUUAUUGCUGGCAGCGUAUUGAGCUUUCAUAUAUGAUACAGAGCUGUGAACAAACUGACUUUCUCAUUGGAGUCAUUGCAUUGCUACUUCAAGUCUUCUUUCAUCAACACUCAUAAGAUUAAAGGUCCUUACACACUGGGGCUGACACGAAUGUAGAACGCAAAAUUACGAAAUAUUCGGGGGUAAAUUUUGACGGGCCUGACUAUACACAUGAAGUCCGAUGCGAUUUUGCGACUUUCUGGGGGGGGAAAAAGACGCAUUCCGGGGAAGACUUUUCCCAGGGAAAGUCCCGCCUCCUUCGCCUCUGAUUGGCUAGAAAAGCUGGAAACGUAAUCACAAGCUCAAGCCAAACGGUCAGCACUUAUAGCCAAUCAGAGGCAAUAAGCACGUGAAACUAUGGUAACAACCGUUAGCACAAAUGAAAGUUAGAACAAAGACGUUUAGCAAACUGUUAAAGCACACAAACCAUCAUCAUAUGAGAAAUCCGAUGCUAUGUUGUCCUUCAGGUCGUUAUCUUUGUAAUUUUUGUGUCUUUUAUCAAAAUGCACUCUGUUCUCAGAUACGUAAACAGUCAGCCGGUCAGCCAUGUUGGAUAUACCAGCGAAUCAGGCAUCGCAACAACACGCAAUCUGAGUGGUCAGAAGUGGACGCACAAUAUGUGAAACUUUAGAAAAAUCGACCAUGAUCCGAAGAAAUAAAUGCCGCAAUAUUGCAGGACAGGAAAACUUCGCUGAUGUGAACGCUUGUAUUGACAGGAUACAGAUUUGAGAAAAAACAUUGACGUCCUAAAUAAUCACGCGAUAAAAACGGUCCCGGUGUGUAAUGACCUUAACCCUCCACUUUAUCUUGUAGGGGCAAUUUGCAUGCUCAGGUUUUUCAGAUAUAAUGAUGUAUCAUGAAUUUGUGAGUUAUUUAUGAGUUAAGUUUUUAUCGAAUUGUGAGAGAAGUCAAACAAAAUCAACAAAAGAUUUUUUUUUUUUGGAGCCUCGCCAUGACAGCCCUUGACAAAGUUAUUGGCCUUCGUGUUUUGUGUCUGACAUCACCAGUCUGGUGUUGAUCUAUUCAGUAAUAAAUGAUUACUAACUUAAGCACUUACUGUCAGCCUGAACAAACAGUUUAUUUGUGAAUAUCUGAUUAAUGGCUUUCCGAUGUGUAAAAGAAGUAAGUGUGUUUUUCUUGCUUUGUUUACCUCCAUUUAUACUUGUGGUAGUUUAUUCCUGGAUUGAACAGAGCCAAGUGGCUUUCUUAGAUUGUACUGUACAAAUCCAGCUCCUCUAAUGCUGUUAUAAAUAAUUUCCUAGGCAAGGCAAAGACUAAAUCUACUUAAGUAGCGGUUUUUAUAGAGAGACUUUUACUCCUUUGGUAGCUGCAGGAGGCUUAGUCGCAUUAAAGUGCAUCAUGACCAGAUAUCUGUCAUGCAAAUGCUUUUCCAAACAUAAAAUUCUAGUUAUUACUUUGUUUGUAGUUGUGAAGCAUGUAGGGUAGUACAAUAUUAUGCAGAAUUUUGGUCUUUUUUGGGUUUGUUUUUCUCAUUUUUCAAUAAGAGGCCCAUCAGAGCUUACCCCUAUGCAAAAUAAGUUUGCAUGCUCAAUUUUGCUGCCGUAUGCAUCUCUUACAUUUCUUGCAUAAACCAGGAUUGUGGACUGACUGAUGUGUUGGUCAAGAAAUAAUGUGAUUCUAUUCUACCUAUCAAUACUUGCAGUUCUUCACUAUUUUUCCAGGUCUUGUGGCUCUUUGGCUUUUAUAAAGUUCAGCACCCUUAGAGAAUAACUUCAUUUCAUUGAUACCAAAUAGUUUGUGUCUGAAGCUGAACAUUUGGAUCCAGCAUGUUUACUUCCUGGUGACUUCAGUAGAAAUAAAAGGAAACAGACAGACUAGUUUGUUUUGUUUACUGCCACAUACCAGCAACAAGACAAGCUGGCCUGGGCACUGUCAGGAGUUGAACACUGCUAUCUUCCUUCGCCUUCAUCCUGACUUGUAUGAUAAGGUUGUUGUUGAAAAGUUCUGAGCCAUUUUUCUUGUAAAUGCCAAAGAAUAUUAAUUGAGAUUCUUUCUAGUUGAAAAAGUUUUUUCUUUUUUUUUUUCUCCUCUGAGGGAUGCUUCUGGCUGUGCUUGUGUAAGGACGGUUGGGUAAUAUCACUCAGCCCCAGUUGCAAUCCUAUCUCUGCGAGCAUAGGCUAGGUUACUCAAGAAUCGGGGUAGAAAGGAGGGCAGGAAGUGGCUGUCAUUUGUCAUGACAGAGCGGGGGCCCACAAGUGUUUUCACUCUGUCCCAGGUUUUAGUGUCAACAUUUGCUGACACACCGCUCGUUCUUUCUUGUAGUUUCAGAGUCUACUAUCUUUAUUCUUGACCACUGAAUUAAAGACAGCAGGGUCAAAAAAGGUGACUACAGUUUUUUUGACGUCACCUGUUGAUACGAAUGUUCAUGUGUGCAGGACUUGGUAGGUUGAAACCGUUGAUGAAGCGUCUACUGUUACAGCUUCACCUGCUCUUUUGACUUCACAAGGACGCUUCUGUAAUAAACACCACACUGAGGCCGUCAUGUUUCAUAGCCCCGGAAACUGCUACCAGAGUGCAUAUUGUCAAUCCCAGAGGUCCAGUCAGUCUGUACCACUGCGGUUCUGUUGCAGCAGAUCUUUUCUCUUCAUGGUGCUGGUCAGUGAUAAUGUGAGCUCCCCUCAGUCUCUUUGGCUGGCCUCACAAACAGCCCCCUGCACAUUGUUCCUCGGCUGAUUCACUUCACUGUCCCUGGUUUCCACGUUUCUCUGGCUGUGUGUGAGAGUCGUACGGGUGAGAUAAAGAGGAAGGAAGAAAGGCAGAAGAAGGGGUACGAGGGGUAAAGGAGAGAAGGGGUCUAGUAGCAGCCCUAAAGUGUGAAAGAGUGAGGUGGAAAAGCAGCCUUAGGGUCAGCACGCCUGUCCUCUCCGCCCGGCUUCUUGUCUCGUUCGUGUAUGCUUGAUUUCUUGGCUAUGUAUCUGUGAAAUGAUGCUUGAAAUCCCAAAGCCAACAUGUGCUGCGGGCCUCUGUCGCUGCAUCCUCAGACACAGACCUUCAUGCCAAAGACCUCUGUCCCUGUCAUCUUCACUCUCCAUGCUCCGUUGGCAGCCUGGUUUGGCAAACUGUCACCUUUUUUUCCUCAUACGUCUUCAUCAGCCGCCUGUCAACAUCCCUGUUUUGACUUCAGUUGGCUUUGAAGAUUUUCCUCAGUUAUCUGGUGAUCUGCGUGAAGGGCAUGUGACCGGUCUAGGCUUUUGCACUGAAUGUGAACAUUUAUAUUUUCUUAAAUUUCCAAAGCAGCAUUGAUGUUAGAGCUCCCUUAUGUAGAGUUUGUUGCAAACGUAACGCUAAGUUAAAUUAAUAGGUCAAUUUGAGACAUCAAGACAGAGAAAAUCAGAAAUUACACCGUGGUGGGUCAGCAGAGUCUUCUUAAAAUCAAGAAAAAUGGCAUGAAAACUACACAAGACAACUCUCUACUAGUUGACUUUCUUCUUCUAUGGAUGACUUAUAUUUGUUCUGGCUGUAGAAGUAGUAGAAAAAGUUUUACUUUAGCACAGGCAUCUGGUUGUCAGCUGUCUUCCACUUUGAUUAAAACAUCUCUGCCAAGAAAUCGAAGCAUUUAUUGCAUGGAGUCCUUGUGAUCUCAGAUUUAACAGGAAGUUUUCAUCAGGGUCAGAAGUUACUAAAAACCACCAAAUCUUCUGGAUAGAUCGGCACAGUUUGGUAAAGACACACAUGGUUUUUAGGAUGUUUCCUCCUACUUGUAGUUAUCUUUACAUCUGUUACCAUAAAAUAGGAAAGAAGGAGGUUAAAAAGAAAAUCCCCAAUACCUUCAGAGUAUACAUAAGGGCUAAUGUUGUCCAUUCACAGUCAUAUUUUACAUGUCAGUCACUGUAUGGGAGUUGACAGCAGUGGAUUUCAGCUAGCAUGAUCAGACAGGAGAGUCAGACACCUCGGUAAGAAAAGAGCUUUUCCCUCAUCGGCCAGAUUGAGUGAAGACGUCAUUUCUGCAACAUUAGUUCAGUCAGUUUGGAUGUUACUCUCGACUAUGUAAGAUUAACUAUUUUAUAUUACUAUGCAGCAACCAAACAACGUAACAACUUUGGUUACAAAAUAACUGUUUACAGCACACAGCUUUAGAUGGACUUUACACCCUAACUUAAGAAACAGCUCAGACAGAACUAGUGCAACAUGCCACAGGUGUGCCAACUCUUAGGAAGGUUGAUUCAAGUUACACGAUCAAGAGUUACUUUUUUGCUGUAGUUUAUUUCGUCAAAUACGACAAUAUUAGAGGACUGUCUGAAUGCUAAAGUGGUGAGCUGUUGGGAUUAAAUCUGCCUGUCUUUUAAAACAGGUCUGGUUUCAGUCAUGAACUAGCAGAACACGAAAAGAGGCCUGACUGCACCCCUUAGUGAGAAAAAUGAGUUGCUGUAGAGUUGUGCAACUGCUUCCAGUUUUUGCUUGCUAUCACUCUCUCUCUCUCUGGCCUCAUUUUUUUUGUAAACAUGUACGGCAACACUGAAGUCAUGCCGACACAAGUCUGGGAAGGUACAAUUCAUAAUUAAGUGUUCAAGUCAAUUAAACUUGAUUUGAAAUGUUUUCAUUGACAGGUCCUCAGCACAGAGUCCUUAAUUGACUGAUCCAGAGCAGGUGAUAUUGUGGAUAAAUAACACAGAAGGGUUAAGUUGUUGAAUUACGUAUAAGUACCUCAAAGUCUAUUUAGUUUUUGUUCAGCUUAAGUUUGAUUUCCAUUACGCUGCUUUCUGUCGGUUAUGCCUAAAAGUCAUAACAUGUUGUGCAUCAAUACAAAAGCAAUCAUCUCACUAUUACAGCUCUGCCUUGGUGUCACCACCUCACCUGAACUAAAGAAGGCAUGUCAGGAUGGUUAAACCUGUCUGACACGAGUCACUUGUUGUGUACUCCCUGUCUGAAAGUGUAAAUCAGGAUACCUUACUUCAUGUGCAUAUCUGGGGUUCAUAUCAGAAACAAGCUUUUCUCUGGUCCUUGUAAGUAACGUUCAUGGCCUCCUUAGUAUCUUUUUCUAACGAGAGUGGUUGUAUUUACAGUGCAUGACACAAGUACAAGUGCAGUUUUAAAGGUUGUGACAAACAAAGGACAUGUUAGUGUAGAUGGGAUUGUGUAUUUUUAGCCCUCAUGUGUAGUUUCCCUUUGUCUUUUGGCCUUACUUUCAUUUGCACUAAGUUCUGCGUCUGUGUCUUCUCCUCAUACACUCUUUGAGGUCUGUUUUUUCAGUACUGGAAAACUGUGAUGAUAGCUUUACAGUAUAGUGAGCCCCAAAGUCCGACUGUGAGUGAUUUGAGUGGGUCACUGGGGGGUGUAACCGGUCCUCAAUAAAAAUGUUUGUUUUUAUGAACAGUACUGUAAAAACAUCUGUUAUUUAACUUGGAUAUAUUUUGCUCAAACUGAUGAAAUAAAAAAGUAUUGUAUUCUCUAGUAGCAGUAAAUUUUAACUUUCGUCUACUAUGGGGUCUUAAACAUGUUACGUUUUACUUCCUACUUGAGAACUCACUGGUAAUGGAAAAUACGCAGAUAUCUGAAUAAUAGCACGCCCGAAUACACGUUCCAUUUCCAAGUUAUGAAUGUAGAUUUGGAAUUCCAAAGAAACUGUAUGCUUAUGUAGGGGAAAGCACCUAAAAAUAGUUGUAUUUAGAGCCAACACUAAUUUGAUUAUUCUUUAAGUGUUAACAGCACUCUGACACCAAAAUGUCUCAUGUUGAAGAUGAAUGAUUUUCACCCCUGCUGCUUUAAAAAGGGAUUUCUAAAAACUCAUUUUUAGGACAGAGCUGGAAAACAGAAUAUUUAUGGUUAAGAUUCCAAUUUAUUCCAACAUCUGAAGAUAUUGUUCAUAUUUGUUUCUCUCUGUGUCUCAUUGCACUGAUGCUAUGGGGUAAAAUCAUUUGGUGUGCAAAACUUGUUUUUUUUUAUAGCACAAGUACCAUAGCAUUAGCAUUAUGAACAUACAAGAGGGGAGCAACACCUUCCAGUACACCACCAUCAUCCACUACAACUUAAGCAAUCGGUUUUCAGUUUUCAACACAAAGUCAACAUUCAGGUGCUUUGUAAAAGUUGAGUAUGUGGAGAAGCUGUUGUUGGAUUGAGUUGCUGAGAUUUUUAUUCACUUAUGGCUGGUCAGUGUAUCUUGCACUGUUCAGCCCUGUGACAUUGAAAACUUCCAUUAAACGGCACUGUACUUUAUCAAACAAGAGUUUUUUGAGGAUCCAGGACAGCUUGUAAACAAGGCUUUAACCACAGAAAACCAUCUCUGGAGAGUGGAGACACUUCUCUCUUUGUAACUCUCUCCAGGUCUUAUCCUUUUUGCCAUUCCCGGUCCCACGACCAUAUAUCUCCAUUAUCAUCCCUUUGCCCCUUCCCCUUCUCCAGCCCCUGGCAUCACCAUGACUAAACCCCAGAUGGUGGGUCUUUUUUUCCCCCUUCCCCCAGAAGGGUGGAGGCUCUCCUCUCUGAGUGGGUGCUAUCUGCUGCUGCUGCAGCCCUUCAAGGGAGGGGGCUCCUGUUUUUGUAAAUCCCCUAGCAUGAUUGAAAAAGCAGAUUUAGUCCUAUUAGAUUUGGUAAAUAAGCAAGAGCAGGCUGUGUGUGAACACGUCCUUGUUUCUGUUGUCUGAAAAGAAAAUGGAUUAACUGGGAGAAUAGGAUCAAGGCUUUAAUACUGCUCCAUCAUGAUCCAACUCUGGACCGACACACCCCUAUUUCUGAUUUCCAGUUUUUGUGAUUGAAAGAGUCUCUGUAUUAACGAGGAACCAAAGAAGUGUUUCCAGUCUGGUUUCAAAUCGAUUGUUUUGGUUUGGGGGAAAGGACAGUUAUGGUGCAGAUGUUAAGAUUUAGUCAUUCUUUUUUUCCUGUAUCUUCUUCAAACCUGGAGUCAUACCUUCACCAUGACUAUUAGAAAUCAGUGACUGAGUUGUUGAUGAUAUAAAAGUGGGAACGAAGGUCCUCUGGCAGUUCUAGGGAAAAGAUCAGACCUCUGAAUGUACAACAAUGAUCCUUUCUCAUCUCAGAUCUGCAGAGUUCCCUCAUGUCUGUCAUCUCCUGUGUGCAGUCUAUGUGUGCCUUCAGAUCAGACCACAAAAAGCCCUCCAAACUUUUGCCCUUUCUGUGACCACCCUUCCAAGAUCAAGACCCCUUUGGCAUGUCUUUUUUUAAUACCCUGCUUUGCAUAAACUGUGAAGGAGGAGGAGGGGGGGUGUAUUUAAGAAUCUGGGCCCCUCCCCCAAUUGUGAUUGACAAGUGAGGGCAGCAGUACAUGCAUCAGAUGGUUUCACAUGGGGAGUGUGUGCACAGAGGGGGAGGAUGAGGGGAAUACACCGGGGUUUGUUUCAGCCAGCACCAUUGUUGAAGCUCCCCAUGGUUCCCUCUCUCUGUCUCCAGUCUGGGGUAGCAUCCCUUCAGUGUAUCUCUGUUAGUCUGUGCCUCUGCUGCUUGUUGUCAGAGCUGGCCCAAACCUCCAUGGGGCCUGAAGCAAAAUUUGAUUUGGGGGCCCUCUGUUUGUGCCAAUAAUAUUGAUGGAUUAUGGAUUAUUAUUUUUGGUUUUAAGAAAUUCAACUGCAUUGUGCAAAAUUAGAGAUGCACCGAUUGCAAUAUUCUUGGUCGAUACCGAUUUCCGGUUUUAAAGGAGGUCUGACCUGCCAAAACCGAUUUUUCCGAUACCGAUUUUCUAUCUGAGAAAUAAUUAUAAUCAUAUAAUAGACACCAUAUUUGUUUGGCUUGAGUACCCUUUCCCAAUUUUAAUUUAAGUACCCCUCUCCCAGACAACAUUUUGCUUAACUGCAAUUAAAAGCACAACUAAUGGUAGGCUAUAUGCUAUCAUAACCCCCCUUUUCAAGAAUAAAACCUCACAAAUAAGAAAUAGAGUGAGAGUUUCAACAGUGCCUCCUGAGCAGAUUUAUUUUCAACACUGACCAUAAAAUUCAGUCCAGUUUACAGGUCAAUAACUAACUUACAUUCAAACAACAUUCAAAAACGUCCCAGCAUUUGCCUGGUACAAUGUAAUUUAUUGACUACCCCUCCAGUACCUCUCUCAAACGACUCUGGCAGCCCUGUCAGAAAAGUACCGCCUACUUGGUAGUUUGUACCAAUCAACGCCUAAGACAUUUGGAACAACAAACUUAAUACGCCACUUGGAAAAGAAGCACCCAGGCUUGUUUAGCAAAUAUAAGGAAUACACUGCCGCUAAGAGGAGGGAUGCAGUAGAUCGUAAAUCUGGUUAAACACCGGAGUCCACGGUACAAGUUACCAAGUCGGGUGUUUCAUCAGAUUUACGAAGCCUUUAUCCUGUACUACGCUAAACGGCUGGUCCUCCAGUGCCACGAACUCCAUUAUUUUCGUAGUGGUGGCUUUGGACUUUUCAGUGCUGAUGUCGAACAUAGGAGCCACGGCGGAGGGUUGUUGUGGUCGCUGCGACUCCGCUGCAUCCCUCCUCUUAGCGGCAGCUUCGUCCUUAUAUUUGCUAAACAAGCCUGGGUGCUUCUUUUCCAAGUGGCGCAUUAAGUUUGUUGUUCCAAGUGUCUUAGGCGUUGAUCCUCCACGGCUGACUUUUGACGUGCAAGCAUUACAAACAGCGUGUUUUGGGUCGCUCUGGCACACAGUGUCAAAUCACCGACAUGUUUUCCUCCUGAGUCUUGCUAAUUUUUAGCAGUUUUGCUCAGAGCUGAUACGCACCGCGCAUGCGUGUCAGUUUGCUCGGGGAAAACCGGCAAAUUACGACAGUGACCGGCCGGCCACCGGUUGGAUAUAAAACCGGCUUUUUAAAUCGGCGGCCGAUUUAUCGGUGCAUCUCUAUGCAAAAUGUAUUUGUCAUGAAAGAACAACAAUUAAGUCCAAUAACAUAUAAAAUCACUUAUAUUUAAAAAUACUAGCAAAUUCAAUUGUACAAAAAAAGACAAUAAAAUCAAAUAUCAAGCAAAUACAUCAAUAACAGAGUUACCUGAAGCUAACUAAGCUAACUAAAACAAAAACAAAUAUAAAGUUAUAUAACUGGGUCUUGAAACUAUGUAAAUGUAUUUAACUAUGUGCAAAAGCCUUAGUACAUAUUCAAAAUAAACUACCUUAAUCCACACAUUUGCUCUUUUUUUGUUACUCUGUUCUCCCUUAAUACUUCACCUAUUUCUUAAAAUCUGUGCUUCCUGGCUUUUCUGGAGGCAAAUUCAUUUGACAUCACUGUAAGCAAUCCGAUGUCCAACUUUGUUGUUGAUACUAAUCACUGACAGUCCACUCAGUCUUUCUUGUGCCAUGGAAGAUCUCAAGUUGUUCUUUAUUAACUUGAACUUGAAAAAGAUCAGCUCUGUAGAUGCAACAGUCGCAGAGAGAGUGCAGGCUAUCUGUAGAGCUACCCAAAGAUUUGUGAACAGCUCACAGAGAGGGAAGUGAGCAGUUCAAAUUGGGUGAUCCGUGCUGUAGGGAGUUUUAGGAGGUUCUCCAUCUCAGUAGCCAGUGCACUCCUAUCAAUAUAACUGUUCUCCAAAGUCGAGUUUGUCUCCGAGAAGUUUGUCCUGGAAGAAUAUGUCCUUUUUCACAUUGUUUUGCCUCCAUCUACCUUCGCUUUGGGUGUGCAGUGCGUACUGUACUGCAGGAGGCAUACAUUGUAUAUCUAUCUGUAUCUAAAUACAGAUCUGUAUCUAAAUCUGUAUGUAUACCUCUGUAUCUAAUACAUAUAUUUGUAAUAAAUAUGUAUAUGAAAUGGAAGUUUAUAAGUGAUCAUAACUGAAGAGCUGUUAUGUUUAAGCUGACACACAGCACUGUUCUUGUUGUUCAUUUUGCCACCCAUGAUGUCGAGCCCAAGUACUUUGACAAGGUGCCUCUGACGGUCACAUAUUUCGGUGUUGUGAUUCUUUGCACAUGACAGCUUUGAUUUCACUCCUUCUGUUUCUGUUGAAAAUGUCACAGUAUAAAAUGAUGGAGGUCAAGAGUGCAUGCGUUGAUCAGGUAGCGAUGGGAGUGCUCAUGCAGGAUCAAAUGACGAACUUCUUCAGGUGGCCGGAUGCAUUGAUACACGAUAUAUUUCAAAUUUGAGCCACUCAUUACGGAUCAUACAGGAACUUUAACACACAAACCUGAACAAAACCUUGAAUACUGAUACAAGGAGCCAUCUAGUGCUUAAAUAAUUCGUCUAUUCCCGAUAUAAUGGAUCUGCCUUUUUCAUGACAUGGAAGCUUAAGUCUGAGCAUGCCACAAAAGCUAAUUCACUCUUGUUUUAGACAUCAGCACACUUAGAAGGAAGGCUUUAAUGAGCUAAAGCUAACAAGUUUCAUCGCUGUAUCAUCUCACAUGAUUGUUAAACAUAGACUCAGCAGCUAGUCAGGCAGCACACCUCUCGACAUGCUAUCAUCUAACCUUAUCCACAGUUCAUAAAAAGUCUGUGUCACUCAAAAGUGUCAUUGUCCAGUUUUCUCAAAUUCCAAACCUGCCCAUUGUGUUAUUUGGAAAGCUCUGCAGAGACAGAGAUGUAGCUGCCCCUGGACCACCUACUAGGAGUCUUGUGCAAGGUCUUCAUAGCACCGUAUACAUCUUAGCAAAUGGUGCAGAUCACCUGCACUAUUUAACAUUUCUGUAUAGGCUUCUUGUAUUUGCUCUUUCCCUCUUAUAUGUGUGUUUUAGGCUGUCUAUUGUAUUCCUUAACAUACAGCCCAGGGACUGUUUUUCUUCCUACAUGGACCGAGCAGGCUGAAUUGAAGCUGUUGAUGUGCGUGUGUGCAUGCAUACAGAUGCAUGUUUAUGUAGUCAGAGGAUGGGACUACUGGGAUGACUGCUGAAGCAGGAAACUCCAUUUUAUAUGGGGAAGUUGAUGAUGUGGUUUCCUCAGAGCUGGCAGUGGAAGCAUGGGGGGCGCUGGGCUGCCUGCACUGGGUGGCCUCCCAUCUCCUGUAUGUAAUGAUCUUCUCCCAAAUAGCCAGGCAGUCAGGCCAAGGCAAUGAGAGCCCAUCUGCCUGGAGAGAGCCUGUCUCAGGAAAGAUCUGUUCACUGCCCUGAAACCCUUCACCCACAGUCCUGCCUCUACCACCACUCAAUGGAGCCCGACCACCUGUCCCACCUGGCCCUGACAUUGACACUAGAAUAAAACCGGCCCCUCAGUUGUGUACAGCUAUAUUUAGUGUUUGUCACUCAUUAUUUCACUCCGGGAGAGCUGCUAAUUUACAACAACUUGCAGUCACCCUUCCUGUUCACUCAUUUUCAUGAACAAAUGGUGUCUUCACCCAGAGGCUCGAAUAGCUCCAUGUGUCAAAAUGCUAGCUAAGGUAGGUGUGAAGGACUUAUCACUCUGGCUCAAACAGACAGGUUGUAAAUCAACUCUUGAUUGUCUGGAAGAAUCAGUCAACAAGUUUUUGUUUUGAUGCAUCAGUCAGAUGUGUCCUACUAGCAAGUCGAAGAUGUUGAUGCUUUCCACUGAUUAUCAGAUGAGUGCUACAUCCUGAGGAUGCGAGGGCGUUUUCCUGUGGUGUUAUGGCUGCGUGUGCGUGUUUGUCAUGUGGCAGGAGGUGGUUACAUGUGGGGGAGGAGGGUGUUGUCAGAUGAUGGCUCCUGAAGGAACCAUGUGUGAGAUGAAAGAGGGAGGGGAGUGGGGGAGGAAGAAUAAAGAAAGAAGCAAAAGAGAGGAAGAGAGGAGCCUUUACACAACAAACAGGCCUCCCUUCCCCCUCCAGCUCGCUGCUCACUCGUCCUCCAACUGUUGGUGAUAUAGACCCCGGAGGAGCUGUUAACGGCAGUGGCAUGGAAAGUGUCUGCUGUGAGCGUAGCCAGAGAGGCCACCCCCCUGAUACCACAGGCUCUGUGGAUCCACAACAACCUUCAAGCUGCUGAUACACUGCUGCUCUGCUUAUCACAACCUCGUCCCGCUCUCUUUUUCACACUUACUGCCUGCACCAACCAUACGCAUAUCUCACUUUUCUCCCUCUCUACAGAUAUGAUUUGGACACAUGAUGGAGCCAUGAGUGUCCACACAAAAAAAAAAAAAAAAAACACGAUUUACUUUUAUCUUCAAAUGCAGAUGGUGUGCUCUGCCUUGAUGUCUCUGUACUUUUCAAAGUCAGCUCCUUUCCUACACUCAUUUGAUUUUUUUCUCACAUCUCAAACAGCUUCCAUCCUGGCUUUUACAGACUGAGGAUUUGCUGUCUACAGGGAGACCCAACUUAAACAGGGCAUCAUUGAAUCCCUGCCGUACUCUUGACGUUCUCUGAAUGCACACUCGACUCAAUUUAGACCACCUCUUGUGAGAUUGUUGGUCCAUGUGUAGGUUCACCAGCGCCAAAUUUUCCCUGUUAAUCACCAGAGUAGUACAGCACGGCAUGUUUACAGUACAGUGUAGAGCUUAGAGCACUGUUUUCUUUCUUGCUCUACUCUUUUAUCCUGUUGUUUUAGAGUUUUGGUCAAAUGGGUUUUUUUAACUGCAGAACAUGUAUUGAUAACCAUGUCAUACCAAGACACAUUAUCAACAAAGCCAGAAAUCCAACCUAGUGUUUGCAGGACCCAUGCCGAACAGGCAUCGAUGCUCUGGCCUACAUGAGCAGAAAACUACAAGGGGAACAAAAUCAUUGCAUUUUAUCGUGUACAUUAUGGGCUCCAUAUAACAGGGUCAGUCCAUCUCCUGAUAAUGGAGGUGUAUCAGAAUUACUCUUGUAGGACUUGCAGAGGGUAAGAAGACCAAUGGGAGGGGCUUUUGCUUGAGUGAAAUGGCUCAACCUCUGCGGAUAAUGCUGCAAUGUUACUAUUUGGUUCGUUUGCAAAUUCUGAAAACAAUUUAAAUUGAAAAUCUUACUUCAGAGUCUGAAUUGAUUCAUUUGUUCAAGGGGAUAACACUAGGUUCAGACUACCUGUGAUGACAUUUUCUGUGUUUCUUUCUCUUUUUUUUUUCUUAUUGUGUCAGGCUUACAUGAUAAACAAGUCACAAUUUUCUGGUGUAAAAGCUCUUUUAUUAAUAACAAAAACAAAAUCUUUUAAUGGUUGUACAAGAUUGGCAUAAUAUUCAUAUUGGCAAAAACUUUUAAAAAAUCUGUUAAGUAUUGGUAGAUAAUGAAAUAUACAGCCAAGAAGGUGGUGCAUCAUGUAUCCCAGCGCCAUCAGUGUCAAGCAUUAACAUGUUGGCUGUAUGGAAGUACUUUUGAAGUGUUUGAAACGAACAGUAAAAUAGCUACCAGUACUUGCACUGCUUGAAAGGUGGUGCAAAGAGGAACAAAACAAAAACCAUUUUUAACACUCCAGUCAUCCCCAAGUUUCAAAAGUUUCUGCAAAGUCACCAAACAUCGUUUCAGCUUUGCCUAAUUUCUUUAGCAAAGAGACCAAACACAGCUCACCCACUCUCUUCUAGCAGCCGCUUGUUUGUGCGGAGACCUUGGCAAGUCCAUUACCGACUUCAGCGGGGUGACGCAGCUCAAGGAAGAACAUUUAUGAUCAUUUUAUGUACUGUUGAUGAAGUUAGGUGCUGUUCUGAGCUUUAUUUGUGGCUAUAGAGUGGCUUUUUGGUUGAGGUUUGUGCUGGCUCCUUAGACCGCUCUGUAUUGCUAUCGUGUGGUCGUUACUAAAGUUGGUAUAACUAAAGAAGCAAGCGGUCAGCAACAUUCAUCUCUCGAGGGGGUGUCUAACUCUGUGUUACGGUGUGUUUGACCCUAGCUUAAUUUUACGCUGGAAUAUCCCUUUUAAUAAUGAUAAAUCAAUGAAUUCAUUGCUCUGAAAAACAGCCUCUAAGUGUGGUGGAAGAUGCAGGUGUACUUGGAUUGGUAACAGUAGCUGUAUGCCAUUCAAAACAAGUUUGAAAAUAUCUACAUAACUGAUAUAAAAAUCCAACGCAAAUGUCAUACAUGGCAACGAAAUUCACAUGUAAUGUUUAUUAUUGAGUUGUGCCCUAAGCAUCACAACAGAUUAUCUUUUGCAACUGAGGUAGCUUUUAGCAUUGUCGGUUGUUUAUCCCCAUCAUGCUAAUGACAUAGUAUAUACACAUGGUUGUUGUACACACAGAAUGGCAUAGAUCAGAGUCGAAGCUGCCCCAUGGAUCAGCUUUUUUUGGCAGUGCUAGCAGGUAUGUCUUCUGGAGUCAGUAUAUGAUCUAAAGAUGUGAUGUGAGCCCGGUCAAGACCAUGAUCACAUCACAAUCAUUAGACUAUUACUAUUAUUCUAUCAAAGUUACAAAUUCUGUUUUCAUGACAACCAACCCUUCACACCAACAUACACUGAUGCAGAUGCAUUACAAAAGCCUACUGAUGGCAAAACUUUGUCACAGCGCUUUUGCUGAAUUACAGUUAAUAAAGGCACAAUAGAUGUGACAAAGUCUUGAGUUCCUUUUGACUCUUUGGGGCAAACAUUUCUUGAAAAAAGAAUUUUUUUCCCCCAUCACUUCACUCAGUUAUUUUUUGAGAAUCAUCACCAAACGCACUUUUCUGUUGAGGAGAACCUAUACAGUCCUGAGCUGCAGUGGGGGACUGUGUGGAGGGAGAGGAGAGAUAAGGAGGACAGAGAGAGGAAAGGAGUGGGGUGGAGAGUGAAGCGAGGGUGUUGUCAGGGGAAUAAUAGAAUGCCUCAGAGGCCCUUGUAGACCCCAGGCAGCAGGACGGAAUGGGUGUGGGGGGGUGGGAGGAAAAUGGUGUGGAAGAGAGCAGUAAGAGGUUAAACCAGAGAGAGAGAGAUGGUGGGGGAGUUGGGUGAGAGAAGUAGCAAAUACCUUCAGGCUGAAAAGCUGAUUGCAAGCCCGGCCCACAGAGGGGCUGUGGCGAUGACACACCUUUUGAGUAAGCCUUGACUCAGCCUCCAAUCUUUGUCCUGGUGUGCAAAUACUGAACAGCCUGUUAGGUCACUGCAGUAGCAUGGCAAUAAAUUUGGUAGUUUUGCUCAAAGAUUGACAAGAGAGCUGAUAAGUGAUAAGCUACAAAGGGUAUCAAAGUCUCAUUGAUCAUUAAUGCAGUGCAGCUGAUGUCCCGCGUUUGUUUAUGCCAUUGAGACACGUGCGGGACUGAAUGUUGGAAACAGUGUGUUUUCUUUUGUUGUUGCCAAAGGUUGUUGUGGGUUAUGUCCUUGCAGUGUCAAAGUUUUGUUCCUACUCUGUGUAUGUUUUUGCCUCUAAAGGGUUCCCACAAGACAUGUCCAGCCACAGCAGAGCGUCCCUUAUUGCUUCUCAGAAAGUAAAGUGUUAGUGUGUUAGCACCAGUCUGAGGAGGGCUUGGCAAGCUCGACGGAUGGCUCAAGAAAGGGCACGCACACCACAUUAAUUCUCCUUCUUCCUGCCAUCUGAGAUGUUGUGUGGCACUUCAAAGGUGGAGCCAGGGCGGUGUUAAUCCAGGGGCUGUAGCAAGCCCUCUACUCUGCUGCGUGGUACUCAACUCACCACUCUUUCCCCGGUCCUGGCCCCCAGCUUUUUCCAAGUGUGAUCAAAGUGCAGUCUGUCUCUGAUGGAUGGGCUCUCUCUGGCCCAGAGGCGGCCUGACAGGGGACCAGGAAGUAGAAAGGAGUAUGACACAGGAACCCUUGUUACAUGCACAGAUACACACUAUCUUUCUAUCCUGUAAUAAGCAGAGCUAAUGGCCAGGGGGUGCAGUUGGAUCUGAUUCGGUCUGAUUUGAUUCAGUAUUUUCAUACCCUAAAUAAGAGAAAGGGUUUGACUUUUUGUCCAAGUAGCAUGUCCUUGAAUGUAUUCUUUUUCCAAGGGGCAAAAGACUAAAAUUAUACACUUGGUAGAAAUCUUGGCUUUUCUGUACAUUCAUCUGUUCAUUCUUGAACUUAGUUCACAAAUGUAGAUUAACACUAAAAUACAUCAACACAUCUAAGCACACUGCAUUUACAAAGUAUCAAUCCUCUAAAUUGAAGCCAAUUGGAAAACACAAGUAAAUAGAAACACACUGAACAACAGAGCUCAUUGUGACGCAAUAGACACAAGAGCAAUGCUGCAGUUGAAAAUGCAGUGAUUUUAUUAAAAAAAUAAAAAACCUGUUGGCCUCCUUUUUUCUCCUCAUGAUGUUUCUGUCAUAGUUUCAUGCUGCCUGCUAUCAUGUAACCAAUACUGUAACCACUUACAAAGCCAUUCCUCUUAACAACACAGAAAGGCUGUAGCCCUGAGUGAUAAAACUAGCUGUAGAUUCCAGGAUAUCUGAAGACUUUGCAAAGUUGUGGCUGGAAAAGGUGUUUCAUAUUUAAGACUAUUUGCACUGCUAAUUGCUAAUGCCAACCUCUUAGCAAAGGUUUGGUCAUGAGGUCUUGUGAGGUCAGGGGCUGUGUGAACUGAUGCCAUCUUUGGCACGGAAAUAUUCUAUUCUGACUCAACUGCAGUACAGCCUUUUCAGUGCUCACAGUCUUCAGUACAAAACCGCUCAAUAUCACCUGUUUUUGUUGCUUCACUCAUGACAGUCUCAACUGAAGAUAGCUCAACUUUUGGAACAAGCUUAUCAGUGAUGUUUCUUGAUCUCUGACCAGUCAGAAUCUAGAAGAAGAACAAGAACUUUAUUUAUCCUCAAAAAGAAAUUCAAUAAGGGCCAGGACUUCUGAUGGCAUCUUUGUCAACAACAAUGACCAAAAUUUAUAUGAGACAGAAAGAGACCUCAUUUGUUUUCAUGUGUAGAGCUGCUACUAAUGCUGUAUCAAGAUUAUAAUCCAUGGUUUGAGACGUUCUUUGUCAAAUGAAACCGAAUGAAAGCAAAACCUAAGUAUAGAGAGCAUUAUAAAGUGCACCUACUGAUUACUGUUUAGGGGAGCAGAGGUGCUGCAAGACAAUUAAUUGUAACCUGACAACAGUAAACGCCUGUGAAAUGCACACUGAAAAUGAGGUCCUGGGUACUGCCACCACAUAAAAACAACUUGGUGGACAUGGUCACUGAAAUUUCUGGCAGACAAUGAACAUAGUGUCUUUUCUAUAAAGCGAACAUGCAGGCAGACUGAUUGUUGAAAAGUUGUCCAUACUUUUUAUUCUGUAAAUGUGACUUGAUUUCUGAGGAGGAGAUUGCAAAUCACAUUGCUGAGUUACUUUCUCAUCAUGGGUUUCUACAUAGAUUAAAUAAACCACAAACUUCAUUACAGUGACAUCACCUUUUGAUUUCUUAACUGUAACCCACUGACCAUGGUCUUCAUAUUGAGAUUUUUACUGUUGCCAGUCACCUGAGCUAACUUGACUCUUGUUAAAAGAUCACACCUUUGAUCCUGAAAGAAGUGCACACACCCGAUGGUUGGUUUUCUAGAUAUUCUGAUCCAGAAGUUCUGUUGUAAGAGUGAGAUGAGGGAACCUGUUGAUCUUCUCGUGUUUGCUCAGACAUUUGUGCAGCAGUAAUCUGAAUUAAAACCUGUUUUGUUUACCCAGUUGUUGGCGUGUACACAUAUUCAAAUCAUUAUCAGUACUUAUCUAUUUGGCAAUGAGUUGGGCUGCACAGUGGUGCAGUGGCUGUUUCGCAGCAGAAAGGUUCCCGGUCCUUAUCCCUGCCAGAAAAAGAAGUCUCUGUUUAGAGUAUAUGUUAUUUGCAUGCAUGGGGUCUAGGCAGUGUGGAUUACUCCCAUAGUCUAAAGAUGUGAUCAUUGAGUUUAUUAGCAGUUCAAAAGGUGUGAGAGUGAUUGUGGUUGAUGGGAUAGGUAAUAGAGACAAUGGAUCAAUGAAUAGAUGAAUGGGUGGUAUUGUUGUCUUUAAGUUUCAAAGUGGAACCUUUCAAGCAGUUGCAGAUCCGUCCUCCAUUUUUCAUAUGAAUUUGCAGCUGCAUUAGCUGCUGUUAAGACUUGGCUUACUUCAAAAGGUUCAGAGGGUCACUGUCAGCUGCAGAGUUGCCUCUAGAUGUGUCAUUGCACAGUGUGCAUCAUUUACAUGGCAAACCAGGAAUUGUGUUAAGUAAGCAUGCAACUUUUUUUCUGCCUGACAGGUGUGCCCAGACUCAAAACAAAGCAAGUUUGGUACGGCUCCAUCCCCACUGAAGUCUGUGCCAAAUGCCAAUUUGCGUGGCUUGGCAAGCAAGUUCGUUUGCAUACCACUUGCAGACAGACCUGACAGGCAUGAACUCUCACUUCCCACCUGUAUCAUAGUGUGGUUAUUGCAUUUCCUUUGUAAUUUACUAUAGUUUCAAAUGAAUGAUGAAUAGAAAACUGAAACAGACUUGCUGAAGUUGAACCCUUUGCAAAAUUUGCUAGUAUAGGGUGGUACCCGAAGAAGCUUAUCAAACUGGGCAUGGUCUGCCCCAUGUAGCUUUGAGUGGAAAUGAAGUUGCCACACAGAGUUCUUGAACAAACUAGUGAAGAAUUAAAUCUUCAACAUGGAUGUCAAACCUGAAGCGUGAACCUCUCGCUCACUGACGGUAGUCAGUGAGUUAGCUGCUGCUGUGUUGCUAACAGUCUGUUACGAGUCCAUCCCUAAAAACUGUCUUGGCGGCUUUUUUCAUUCCGACCAACUUCCGAUGCUACAGUUGUGUUUCUGUAAUUUUGCUAUCAUGGGAAAAAAAUCGAUAUUUGAACAUUUGUUAAUCGUAAUCAACCAUCACGUGUCACAUUGCAAUGCAUCAAAGAAAAUGAGUCUGGUCCUUCCCAAGUUUUCUGCUUGGUAAAAGGAAGUUUUUUUCCUUGCCACUGUCACUCAUAUUGGAUGAGAUGGGUCAAAUCUAUCCUGUCUUAAGAUUGGGUCUUGAUAAUAUAUCAAAGAAUGAGUGUGGUCUAGACCUGCUCUGUUUUGGAAAAUGUUUUGGGAUAACGACUGUUGUGAAGUGGAGCUAUAUAAAUAAAAUUUGAUUGAUUGAUUGAUUGAUUGAAUCUUGGACCACUUCUAUUUAAUAACGUCAAGUGGCUUUUCCAAGUGUGGUCAACAUAGCUUCAUUCCUUCUCACAAAGCUUUAUCCACAUGCCAGUGCUGGUUCUGCGUUCCUGCAGUUAAGUGUGCCACUUUCAUCAGACACAGUCUCCAUAGCAACUUCAUUCCAUGUCUCCAUUUUCUAGAUCAAAAUACUGACAAACCUCACCUUGGUACAAGAUGACAUCUGUACUUGUUUACAUCUAGAUGGUAGCGCGUUAUUGUGUUGGUAAUUGUCAAUAAUUGCCUUGGCUGACUCCGCCCCUUGGGUAACGGGUGGCUGGGCUACAGUUUAGACUCGGUCUACGACUGGCAUUCUGGACCUGCAGUGUUAAAAAUAUCAAUUUGCUUCAUCAAAAAGUAAAUCUGGAGCCAAUGGGGACAGUGUUUAUUGGUUUACUUGACUAAACAGAUACAGCUUAUUGGUACACCCCUGCACAUGGCCCUGAAUCACAAAAGGUGUGAGUAAUUAACUGUGAAGAUUUGACAGCUUUGUGAUUGAAAAAGCAACAUGAGAUUUCGAUUUCCAUAUACACCAAGAUGCUCACACCAGUCCUGUCAUAGCAGGCUCUUCUUCUAUUGGAAUGUUUUUAAAAAUCCAUUAAAGCCUGUCCUACUUUCCACUGUGAACACGAUGAUCUGUAGGCUUUUAAAUUGCUGUUUCGAAUGACCUCAUUAAAAUUAAUGAACUGUUCUUUCUUUGAGUCAUCAGACAUUGGUGACUUUAGCUUCUGUCAUCAAACUUGCUUGCCUGGUGUCUUUGCAUAAAAGCUUGAGUCAGAAAGCAGGAACCGGCUUUCUUGACUUAACCUCCUACUACUGUUUUCUUUUCUAACCUCAAGCAGAAACGUUUAACUCAUCCUGUUUUUCAACUUCUUUCUUAACCCUGCUCUGUUCCUCCCCUCCUCCUCCUCCUCCUGUUGUGUUUUUCAUCGUGCUGACUUGUUGGCUCCUGGUUUCCGUCGUUCUCUGUGGCUGGGAGGUGUGUACGCUGACCUUUGUUGACCUCUAAGCUCGACCUAGUUCCUCUAGAGAGAAAGAGAGGUAGACUGAAGACAUGAGCGAGUGCACGACAAUCAAACCUGCCUCCUUGUCCUUGACUGUUCCCCCCCGUUGAACGUGCAGUAGUAGAAUUGUGAUUGUUUAUGCGCCAGAAUGAGGUCGGCAGAUGCCUUUUUUCACAUAUCUACAAACUCCUGAUGACUCUUCUGUCGAUGUUUGAGUUUUUACUCCUUAGUGUUUUCCUGACAGAUCCUUAGUAAGGUUUCCACAAGAGGCCAGGGUGAGGCAAUGUAUGAACAGGUAAAAGUCAGAGGCACUCACCUCGAGUGACUGGGUGGGGUAAAGAUGUGUACCGAUUGUGGAGAGUUCUUUUGCUUCAUGCUCUUUGCUGCUCACCUUAGUUAUCUGUGUUACGUUUUCACAGUUGUGUUUAUAUUUGGUAGAAGAAUUUUCAUACGUUUUGGAAAGAUUUCUGACAGAGAGAAGCCCUCCCCAAGUCCAUUUAUGAACAGAAAAGUCCUGAUAUACUAAAGCUAUAAAAAAAAUGUCAGGAGAGUAUGUGUCAAAGGGACUGGAGAGACAGAGUUUGGGUACGUUGUUAGAGAAGGGACCAGGAGGGGUGAGGAAAGAUCAGCUGCAGUCAGUUAUGUUCCUUUUCUAAAGAGCAACUGGUUGGGCUUCAGCCUGAAGGAGCUACUUUGCAUCCUGCAAAAAGGGGGCUUUAAGUGAAAUGGACACUUGGCUGACGGAGCACUUUACAUUUGCAUUUCUGCCCUCUCAGCCUCCUGUUCUCUCUCUUUUUCCCCUCCUGUUCUAUUUCAGAGCCUUUGGGUAUCAUUUGGAAUAGCGGUGCAUGCUGGGAAGCCGUGUGGGGUGCUCUGUCUUGGUUGGUCAGCAGAGGAGAGGAGGAGGGGGGGCACGGCUGUGCUGCAGCUCUAGGCCCCUGCUGCCUGCCAUCUCUCCUUGGUGCUUUCAGGUCUUUUCGAGUUUGCUCUGCCGGUUACUGCCGCUUCAUAAAACCUGAAUGGCUGGAACACAAAGCCAGGCAGGAGAGGGGUCAUGGCUGAACUUGAACCCAGGCUACAGCCAAGCAACUGCAGGCAAACCAAGAAACUCAGCUUGCAAAUUCCAACCAUCCCUCCUGCUGUCCACCUCUGCUUGCUCACCUUACACUAAAACACCCAUUGGUCAUUGUGCAACCGAGCUUUGGCAACAUUUCGUACCAUGUUUUAUUUGUAAAUAUGUGCCUUUGUGCUGAUGUCUCGAACCUGUUUACCUCAAAACAGCCUUUCAUGUAUGCAUUGACCCAUUGCUCUCUUUGUUAUGUGUGUAGGAGCUGGAGAAAGCCCUGUCAGAGCAGGACUUUGACUUCCUUGGGGACCUCAUUGCUUGUCUUCUGCAAGGAUGCUACCAGCGCCGUGACAUCACGUGAGUUGUUAAUUACUUAUACUUACCCAAGCUGGGAAGUCACAGUGUGUGUGUUAUAGCACACACUAUGAUGAUUCAUAUUUGGAAAACUCACAUGUUGAGAGUUGCUCACUGGACUGUAAUUCCUGAACUCUCAUACUUUUUGCCUGAAGCUUAUCCCAUCAAAGCAGGCAUAUGGCUCACUACAAUCCAACUGAACCUACAGUCUGUCAGCUGAUCUUAAAGGGAUAUUCCGGCAUAAAAUUAUGUAAGGGUCAAAUGCACCGUAACACUGAGUUAGACACCCCCUGAGACGAAUGUUGCCGACUGCUUGUUUCUCUAGUUAUACCAACUUAAAACGGCCGCACGGUAGCAAUACACAGCGGUCUAUGGAUCCACGCGCAAACUGCAACCAAAAAGUCACUUGUAGCAACAAAUAAUGCUCAGAACAGCAGGACAUAUAGGGUCCCAGCCAUAGCAUUAGCCAUCAAACAUCUUUUUAGCUUUCCCUUAUUUCUUUGGCAAAGAGACUAAACACAACUCACCUACUCUCUUCCAGCAGCCGCUUGUUUGUGGCGGAGCCUUGAUGAGUUGAUCACAGAGUGCAGUGGAUCAUUUUCUUUUAAGUACUAAUCAUCAAAAUAAUGAUUUUGCACUGCAGAAGCAGUAGUUCUUCUGCCUUAGCGACUUGGUCUGUUUGCAUUUCCAUGAAGUAAUGAUCAUAAAUGUUCCUCCUUGAGCUGCGAAACUCCGCUACACUCUGCGGUCAUGACUGAAUAGAGGUUAUUGAUGUUGUAUUUCAAGCAUCUUUAAAAUUCAAGAAAUAAGGUAAUUUUAUUGAUGUCCUGACACAUGACAGCUGGAAAAAACACUUUUCUUCAGCUCUAACCUUAACAUUUUAACAAAUCCAUUUUUAGCUAUCCAAUGAGAUUAUAAAUAAACCUGUUAACAGAUCUCCGCAGAAAUUAAACUCAACAUUCAGAUGCUGCUAAAAUGCAAGUACAAAUGUUGAACCUGCCCUAGUUUAAGUUGAAUAAGACUGCACAGAUCCAUGUCUUCAUUUUGUCCUAACUGAAACAUUUAAAGCACCUUGUGAAAACAUCAGCAACACAAUAGACAUGAAUAAUUAGCGUCUCCUGUCAGCUUGAUUUGUUGCUGUUGAAAUAUGACCAGUCUUUCAAACUCACCAAACUAGUCAUCAGAGCACUCAGGAACCCUCGUAGGAAGUGUGAGUCACAUGUACAUGACUCGCUAAGGAGUCACAAUUUACUCACCAUAUCCUGACUUGUGGUGAAAUCAUGCUCUUCCCGUACGUUGUUAUAGAAGACCAAAUAAGCCACUGAAACUUUUGCCUCUUGUGAUCAAGCAACAGGGGAAAGUGAGUGUGGCGGGUUGAUAUUCAAAUCCACAAGUAUGACUUAUCUCCUAUUUGCCCCCCCAUUUUACACACCUCCUCCUCGGGGCCCAUCGUUAGAGAGCAGCACAGUGGUACCAGUGAAGCGAUAAGCAGAGAGGCAGGAAUGAUCCAGUUUUUCUGCCCAGGCAACCGGUAACAGGAGGACAACCUGCUUUAUUGGACUGGACAGGCGCUGGCAUCCUGGGGGUGGCUGCUCAGCACUGGCCUUUCACUGAGCUGCCCUUUUCAUCCGCACGUGUUAAACGCUCUGCCGGAGCGGGGGAGACAAGGGAGGGAGGAUGUAGAAGAGGACGAGGGACGAAGAGAAGGAGAGGGAUGGGGUUGCUAGGAGGAGGGGAGCCUGCAGCUGUGUGAAAAGUGCACGCUGCUCUUUCAAGAUAAGCCAUUUUCUCUGUCCCUCUUUCUCUGCGCUGCUGCAUAGAUGCUAACCCCUGCCCCAAAGCCCUUGUUCUGUUCAACUAAGUGUGGACUGAAAGGUACGGAUUAAUAGGCUAACCUGAACCGGAACCAGCAUUAUUUACCAGCUUCGACCCAUCGUAGAUAUACAACCCCACUCCCUUUCAGAGAAACUAUUCUUUUCUCUUCCAGCCCUGCCUCCUCUCUCUUACUGAGACUGUGGCUGUUUGAACUUCACUUGUUUUCUAAAAUGCACUCUACAAAAGGACACUGGUUGAUAUUGAGACAUUGUGUGCACACCAAAAUUUGCAAAUGAAUCAGUUGUAUCUAUCUAAACUGACAGAUUCCAGUGGACCAAAAAAAACUUUGUUGGGAUUCUCUUUAUAGGUUGUACAUUGACUGGGUCUACGUGGACAUGGGUUUUAGGACUAGUUUUGAUUUACUUUUCUAUAAGUAUCCCACCUUUGACACCACCGGGAACUAAGAUAAGCCCUCAUCCCAGCCAAAAGACUGAGCGAGAACAGGAUACAGUGGCCUGUAUAAGCCAUGCCCUUGUCUCUGACAGCUGCUGACUGCCUUUGCCAGGGUGGCCUCAGCCCAAGUGAUGUAACGUCAAAACAAAGAUGGAGACCGCAACAAGGACAUCUAACAUCUGGAUAGGGAUGGAAAUUUCCACUUAUCUCCAUGUUUGAGUAACCAACUCACUCAAUGAAAGAGUAGUCGAGUACUCUUAAAGUAUACAUUUUUACCAUUCAACAAAGUUUUCAGCAAAGUUUUCUGCAGUAUACUGCUCAUCGGUUCUGCAUAGGGCUUGGCGAUACAGCCUUAAAUCAAUAUCCCGAUGUAUUGAGGAGUUCACCUCGAUAACUAUAAAUGAAUGAUAACUACUCCACAAGCUGCACACCCCCUCCCACAUUAACUUUGUUUACUUCAGCCACUGCUCCAGCUUUUGAACUGUCCUCCAUAUCCUCACCUGUCUAUCCCACUCUGUUACGGACUGAAUGGGUUGGAGUCACGUCUCCAACGUAGGACAGCAUCUUAAAGGAACAUGAGACCAUAGCCUACCUACACACAUCCGAAACCAACUUUUAUUUAUUUUUUUGACAACAAACAUACAGAUAUGGGCAAAAUGACGUCGGUUAUUGUUGUAAAUUUCAGUAUCAGUAAUUUUUUGGUUAAUCGCCCAGCCCUAGUACUGCAUGUCUGAGGGAUGUCCAUCUCUAAUUCCCAGUAUUGACUAAAAUGAUAAGUGAUGGCAACAUACAACUCUGUGGUUAGACUUGUCCAUGAGUCUGGUGAUACAUUGUCAACGCUGCAAGACACUCCCUAAUUUUCCUGCUGAGCGACCCUCAUACAUUUUCCACUCCCGUAGUUGUGGUCAGCACACAAAAGCCUUCCCCUUCCACAAACUGAAUGGGAGCGCGUCUGCAGCCACUGUUUUCAUUAAUAGCAGGUGAACCUUCUCCGCUCUGGUGUCAUAGCACCAGCAUCUGCUAACAGGGCCGGUCAGCGCUGUGAUGCAAGAUUGCCCAUCAAUCUGUCUCCACAGUCUUCUGCCAGAGUUUUGAGCAUCAAACUAGCUAUGAUACACAAGUUUAACACUGCAUACUUUGCACUGCAUGUUAUUGUUGUCCUUAUUGUUAAGCUACUCCUACAUGCUGCUUUUCCUGGUCACAGCUGACACAAGCAUGUGCCUGUAAGCUAAGUUCUGUGUAGUGCAGUGGUUAUCAAGUCCAGUCCUCGAGGCCCACUGUCCUGCAUGUUUUGGAUGUUUCCCUGCUCCAACACACCUGAUUCAAAUGAUCAGCUCGUUAUCAAGCUCUGUAAUGGCUUAAUAACGAGCUGAUCAUUUGAAUCAGGUGUGUUGGAGCAGGGAAACAUCCAAAACAAGCAGGACAGUGGGCCUUGAGGACUGGACUUGAGAACCACUGGUGUAGUGUAACUAUACUGAAGUUUCUCAACAUAGAAACUGACGUAUGCUUUCCUAUGAUAAAACUAUUUGACAUAACGGGACAUUUAGGUUGGCGCGAUGUUGACUUUCAAUAGUGCUAAGCUGGAACAGGGUACAGUGGUCUUAAUUAUUCUGAAAUUUCCAAAUUCUAUAUUUUUUGGUUGUUACAGGCACCUUUGGUAUUUAUAUUUCAUAAAGUCAAAUAAAUUAAGAUGCAAGCUCUUAUCACAUAUACAGUGGUAUAAAUUACAGGUGUCUUGUGUGCAUGUUAAAAUCAUAUCCUGAAUAAGAUGCAGCUGGGAUAAGGCUCAUACCUGGGAUACUUAAGUCCAUGUAAACACAUUCAGAGUUGUUUCUAUUAAUCUUAUAAUCCGGUGGCAGUCUCACAUAAAUGAGUCCAACAUCUCCUUUAGUUUACUUUAUCGCUUGAGUUUGUUGGAUCUGGUACAAGAAGAUGUCAAAGCUGCUUUGUUUGUCUGGCUAAUAAUUUUCCUUUGAUCUAUUGUUGUUCAACUCAUCAUACUGCAAUUGCUUUUCUAUUUUCAACACCAGUCUUUUGCAUUUAACCAUCAUUAACUUGACACUUCAUUUUACACAUGUCAAAAGGAUCUUGUCCACGAUUGUCAUCAACUCUUAUAAACGUGAGAAGUGAUCCUUUCUUUAAAAACUUGGUUCAAAUAUAUUACAAAACAUAAAUGACAAAAAGGACUGUCAGCUGCUUCAUGUCUCUCUGCUGUGUGAAAUGAAAUAUCAAUAACAUAAAAGUUUGUAUUUUAGGGUUUAAUCUGAGAAUGCUUUAAUACAGUUUUAAUUUAUACACAGAUGUCACCUCCACAAACAUUGGGGCCGCCCGCUCACAUUCAGUCACUUGUCUGUUCUUCUGCUUUGCCCGUUAGACCCCAAUCGUUUAGCAGCUACCUGGAUGACAUCAUCAACUACAGGUGGGAGCUGGAAGAGGGAAAGCCCAACCCGCUGAGAGAGAGCCCCUUUCAGACCCUCCCUCCUCGCACUCAGGUUGAACUGCUGCACCGGCUGUGCGACUACCGUCUGGAUGCUGCUGAUGUUUUCGACCUGCUGAAGGUAUAUCCAGAGAUCCAUUCAUGUGAAUUGGAAACAUUUUUCAUGCAUGCAGCCCAUUAUCAUUUGUUUAAACUUUUAAUUUAGACUUAGAAUAAUUGGAUCAAAGCCAUUUGUUUAUGGGCUCAACUGAAAACACUAUCAAAUAUCCUUUUAGUUUGAUGGUUUUUCACCUUAGAGCAUUGUAUCCCAUUAAGACCUCAUGGUUUAAACAUGAACUGGGUGGUGAAUCUUUAAGUAUCGGGGGAAUAUUUUAUCCUUUGAAUCAUUUAACACGACUGGAGUGUUCUACUGUGGCCUGAGGAGGAUCUGUAAGAGUUUCCUGUACAUUUUCAUUUGUAACCGACUUCUAUCUGUCACACAGAAUUUAGUUCAGCUCUUUAUUGCACCUGGAAAAAAAAGCGAACCCAUAUUUUACCACUCGUGUAUCUGUCCGUGGGCGAUCACUUUCAGACCAAUGUUUUUUCCUUAUGACAUAAUUUUUUUUCUGAAAUCAUUUCUGUGGUUAAAUUUAUGAAUGCACUCUGUCAGCCCCUGAAAAGGCGUCAUGAUUCAUAGACAUGUAGGUUACUAGGACUAAAUGACAUCACCAAGUAAUGACUGACAGUUUAAAAAUGGAGUCCUACACAUGAUGUGAGAAAUGCCUUUUUCCCCCACCCACAACCCCCCACCAGGGCCUUGAUGCAGACAGCCUGAGGGUGGAACCCCUGGGGCAGGAUGGAAAUGGAGCCCUCUACUGGUACUUUUAUGGCACUCGCAUGUACAAAGAAGAGCCAAUCAAGAGGAAAGCAGAGAAGAUCAGGUAUGAAAUACAUUGUUUUGUGCAUUCUCCACAUCUCCGCAUCUCUCUCUCUGGAACGGAUGCUCAGUAAAAAGUAAUGUUUUCUCUUUUACUAGUGCACAGGGUAAGUGUGUAAUUGCAGAGGUAGUUUGACACUAAUUUACAGGCCUGUAAAGGGUUAAUUAUAGAGGUCUCACAUAGCUACUUACCCCUCUAAAAAGACUAUAAUUUUAAAGGGUUCCUCUCUUUUUUUCCCCCUGAAAGUGAGUCCACUGAGCUAGCAUUUCCAGAGAAGAAGAAAAGGGGAAGACCACCAAAGAAGAGGAAACUGGAAGACCCUCAUCUAAGGUGAGAAAACACACAUUUGUUUGUUGUCACAGCCAAUGGUGUACAGCACAAAAAUGCUGAGGUUUAGCCGUGCAUGUGUUGCACAGAUGUACCUGUUUAAAGUAACAGCUGAUACCACGGCUUUGGGCUGUACUGUUUUUUGGGAAUGGUUACAUUGGUGAGGACUAAAACAAUCAUCUUAGAAUUAAUGUAGUUCCUCAAACUUUUGUGUAAGCUUCAAAACUCACCGAGCUUCAUUUAGUGAUGUGAAGGUACAGAGAAAACACACAGAUAACACAAACCAAAUAUGACAAAAUUUAGAAAAAAAUUACACUGCUGAAGUAAAGUGGUUUGAAAUAGUCUUUAUUUGUUUGAUUUCUACGAAGAAGAACAGAAAUUUUUUGUCGCAUUGAUUCUGGUUUUCAGAUUUUUAUAGAUUAUCCAUGACCUGGACGGAUAGGAGGAACCUCUGUAGGCAGAUAUAAGAUUACAUUUUGAUUCAGCAUCCACCUACACCCUAUUAGUAGCAUGGUUUUUUAAAUAGCAACAUUACAAAGUGACAGCAAUGAAUCCUAUAAAUAAAUUCUUUAAUCUAUAUCCUUUUUGUAAUUUGUUCAGGGUUUUUUGUACAAUAAUUGUUCAAGAAAACUUAAAAAAAUUGGGUUCAAGCCACACCUAUUUUAGUUUUCUAUAAAGACAAAAAUACCUUUUGGUUGUACAGAUACAUGCACAUGCACAGGUAAUGAUGUCUCAACACACCUUCUUGUGAUUUAUACCUUCCAGUGAGGUGGAAACCGAGGUGACUGAGGUGGUAGAAGAGAAAACUGAAAAUGGACUGGAAGACCUGCGACCCAGCACAGGUGAGAGAAUAUCACCAACAUGCACUUUUUCCUUUAAUACAUGCAGGAGUUGGUGUCUAUACGCUUUAUUUGAGUUUUAAAUGAACAUAAAGCUAUAAAGUCUCUUGCUCUGUGUGUCUGCCAGGCCGUAAGCGAGGCGUCUGGUCCCUGGUGUGUGAUACAGAGGAGCAGUGGGUCAAUCUGGCAGAAAGCAUCAAGGACAAAACCUCCCCACAGGAUCGCCACCUCUACCGUGUCAUCAGCCAGAACUUCCUGCCUGAGAUCAGCAGCAUGAUCGAGCACAAGGUCAGACACCACAGAGACACCACAGCUAUUAUUCUCAAUUAAAGCAGCAGCUCAUAGCGCAUUCGGUUAGACAGACUCUAGGAAGAGUGUGUCAGCCAUUACCCAGAGCCUAGGUCUCUCAAUAGCUGACUGUGAUGUGAGUCUGGACCUGUUAAUAUUUGGCGUUUCUAUUCUGAUUGGUGGAUUUUUCUUGCUUCUAGGGAUGUCUGUUUUGAACCGUAUGUUUCCAAGCUUUCAUGAUAGUUAUUUUAGUGGCCAUGGAAAGUCUGUAAGCAGUUGUUAUAAAUCAUGCUGAUAGACCAAUUUGAUCGUUUCCUUUGAUAAACAACUGAGAGUAAAGAUGCUCAGAGGAGGCAGCCCUAAUAAGAUUGAAGGGAUACAUUUCAGAAAAUUGGUUGAGUUGUAAAAAAACAGAUGUGGUCAUGGCUGUUCCUAGCUCAAUAUCAGGGUGAAGUGGUACAAUUGUAUAAUUGUGGCAAGGCUGAUCUCAUGACACUGUUCAAAUUAAGAAAGUACAACAUGAUGUGUUGUCAUUUUUGAAGUACAACUUUGUUUAGGGCAGCUGGGAGUCUUCCCAAGGAAACCAUAAGCAUCAAACAUUUUUUUACACAUGGAUAAAUACAUUUAUAAAUGUAAAAUAAAUAAAUAAAUUCAAUUAAAAAAAGGAGGGGAUAGCAUGCUAGCAUAUGAGUGAUAGUGUUCUUUAGGUUUUGUCUGGACAAGCUGACUUUUGCCCUCCACAUUACUUGGACCAGCUGAAGGACAGGCAAGGUGAAAAAAAAGCCAGUCUGAGCUCGUCCCUAAAUCUUCACACAAUCUUGGUAAUGACGUUUGCCCGGGGCCUUAAACUUGAGCCUAACUAUGGAGCACUACUGUAGAUCUCAUGCUAGUUUGGAUGAGUCAAGGCUAAAGUUGUGACAUCAGGCCCGGCCGUUCCUUACGUCAAGCUCGUUUAUCUACAGUCUCUUUUUCUGGAAUGUGUGUGAAAUACCUCAAGAGGAAACUUUAGACCGGCAGUUUGCCCUCUUCACAGCAAGAAUGAGUCAAAGCCAACACACACUUGCUCAGUUUUCCUCCCAGCUUCUGUGCAGUUUCCACUGGAAUAAUCUGAAUAUUACAGUGAGAGCUCACCCUGCCUGUCAGUAAAAGAUCAUUUUGCCCUGAUAUAUGUGAUAUAACAGUCUUUCCCUGUCACCAUCCAAAGCAAAGUUGUGAACUCUUCUGGCAGUUUGGCGUCAGCAGAGCGAUUAGUCACUUAACUCUGGAAGUCAUUGGAUUUAUCACUCAGCCGUUAGACUCACAGUCAUUUUUUAGUCAUUAAGAAGACUUGUCACUUUCCAAAAGCAAAGUAUUUGUAAGGAUAAAUUCAUAAGAGCAGAAAACAGUAAAGCUACAUGAUUUCAGUUUUGGUUGAUCAGUGUGGACGCAUUUAGGGGAUUUGUGUGUAUGAUUUGAUUCCUCUAUUUCUAUAAGCUCUUGUGAGGAACUUGCUGUUUGAGUUGAUUUGAGCGCCCCCGGUGGACAAAGUGAUGCCUCUUUUCUCUUUGCUCGUCUUGUCCUGUUGAUGUGCAAGAUGCUUUCUCUGAUGAAAAGUGUCAGACUUUCCUAUAAAUGCCAAAUAUAUCACUUAUAAUGAAUAUUUCCUGUUGAAAAUCUAAUUUAAGGCUUUUCCUUGCACCCCCACACUGGUUACAGGCAUUAAAAAUAACAUUAGAGGAGGUGUUGUUUCAUCACUAGUUUUAAACUUUCACUGGAGCUUUAAGGGAUGGAAUACCUCCUCAGUCCAUUAGGAUUCGAAAAAGAAAUCAAACAAAACAAGACAACUAUUUCUAUUUACAAGUGCUGUUUCUAGCUGCUCGUGUCUCUAAAACAGACUUUUUAGCUGCUUAGGAAACAGACAAUUAUUACUAAUUCCUCUGUAUGAAGAGAACCACCGGGGCAACAAUUGAUCAUCUCUUUAAAGCUGAGUAGGUGUCCAAAAAAUAGGUCAACAUACGGUAUGCCAGAGAAAAAAAUCUUUUUCACACAUUUUCCAAAGAUUCACUACGAGUGAUGAAUUGGACUGAUAAGCAAAGAGGUGAGAGGUGUAGCUACACAAACCACAAGUUCCUCAGAGAAAACGGUUUCCUAUCUAGCAAACAGUAAUACUGACUAAUUAGCAUGUUCAAGGAAAAGAAGAGUGAGGUGAACAGAGUGCAGAGCAGCCGCCUCUGCAGAAGUCAGCCAGUCAGCAAUGAACAGAAAGGUGGAAAAUCAUAGUUUGUAGAACAUUGGUAGCCCAGUGGCUAAGGAGGAGGAGGAGGAGGAGGGGAACAAAAGAAAGUGGAGAAAUUACCAAAGGAAAGAAACCAGUCAAUAAAGAAAGCAAAGGAAAGGAACCAGUAGAUAGAAAGAGGAAGGAAAAAACUGGUAAGCAGUACUUGGAAAGGACAAGACAUCUUAAAGAGAAACGAAAGGAGAAGGACUGAGUCAGGACAGGAUUUUUUUUAUUGAAGUUUGUUUAAACUUUAGACAGAAAAAGGGGAGGGCAGCUCAUCAAAGCCAGAGACUGAGAAAGAUUUAAAAAAGACCCACUCAGAUUCAGGGACAUGUGAUUAUUUUUUCUUGUUGAUGACAAAUUGUCGACGGCAGAUUACUAACCUUGAUCUGCAAGUAUAUGUAGGUGAUCUUUAUGUUGACUGUUGAAUAUUUCCUUUCUGUCCAUAAUUUGAUCACUUCUUGGAACCAGUUUAUAGCUCUGGCUCAUCCACAAUUUUAGGUGUUUAAAAUUAUGGUCAUAGCUCCACUUUUUUACUUUACUCUGGAAUUACACGGCACAUCACAAUUUCAUGGUUUUUGCACUGUGAGCCUUUACAAUAAACUGAUUGCAAAUGUCUUAGUUGGCUGCAGUAAAUAAGAGAAAUGAUCCCAAGUUAAAAAAUUAAUUUAGCAUACGUACACUUGACUUUACAUGUGGGAUGGAGUCCAGAGUCUACAGGCCACAAUGGUUUCACACCUUUUCAGUCAAAUGCAGUCAGAAGAAAACAAGCUUCCUAUCAUCAACUCACCAAUUCAUCAUGGUUACAAGUGGAAAUAAAUGGAUUUGGAUUGUUUUAUUUAUAUAUAUUUAUGUUUUUGUAUUUAAGACUAAGGAUCAACAUUAUGCAAGCACAAGUAUCAUGUGAAAACAUGGACAUGGCUUUACUGAAGUCACCCACUGGUUUCUGUAGUGUUGAUUAAGUUUAUUGAUGACAGUUUCCUUUUUGGAAAAGCCAACUUUCAGCCUGCCUAGCAACAGAGUCCCCACCUUUCAGUCAAGUCAGCCAUUGCUCUAUCUUUCAAACUAUUGGGUUAUAAAAAAUCACCCCCUGCACAGUGUGUGUGGGCAAAGAAAUGAGCUGUACAGAUCCAAAUAGUUUUUAAACCAGGCUUGAAACAUCUUUGUUUUCUUUGCGGUAAAGAUUUUUUUGUUUGUUUUUUAUUGUAAUUGGGCAUAUGUGGUUUUCAGUGCUUUUGGAGCCGGCCUUUAGUGGACGCUCAAGGAACUGGCUUAUCUUUAUUUUAGAACCAGAGGCUGCCACUUUGUUAAUCAUGAGAUGACUCCAUGACACUUUGUUAAUUAUGUAAAAAGCAGAAAAACAUGGACAUGUGAAUUUUCUGCACUUCAUAAAUUUGAAUGUGCUGCCCUUUAUAUCUUAAUAGGGUUAUUCAAAUGUUCAUGCACACUUGAUUUUUUCUCGGAGUGCAGACCUACUGGUGUGUGCAUUUAAGCAUGUCAAAUACAGAGUGUGUGUAGCCACUUGACUCCCUCCCCGCAUGUGUCUCAGGCUGCUGUCACCAGCCAUUUCAUGGGGCACUGACAGCGGGCAGGAGCUCACCUUGAGGCAGGAAGGAGCCUCUUGAAUGACAGCUCUGCUGCGCUGCAGGAUUCUGUCGACCUCUCUAAGUGGUGACACCAGAGGACCUCCAUCCUUCCCAUGUUGGAUGGAGGGGGGGGUGGAAAAGUGGGGAGGGAUUGUUUAGCCUGAGGAUAUGCCAGCGCCUCACACUAAGAUAAAACAGAGAUGGAGUGUGGACAGAAUUGAGGGCGCAGAUCAUGAGCAGGUUUUUCUUCUGCCUCUCACUCCACACCCACGUCUUCCUUCCUCUUUUCCCCCCACAUCGGCACACAGGCAAACGCCUCACACAGCUGUUUUCAUAUUUUCAUAUUUCAAAUAGUAUGUUUAUGGAUGCUGAAGAGCCCGGCUGUGACACCUUUCAGUGCUGUUGGUUGACAUUAAUUCACAGUCAGACUCCCCUGAUGAACUCUGACAUGAGCUGCAGAGGCUGAACCCUGAUAUAAACAGCCUUUAAAGUCAUCUGCUCAGAGGAGGAAUGUAUUGGCUGGUGGUUCCCCUCUUUCAUUUAGCACUUUAUUAACUGAUUCCCUUAUGUUUCAUUGACAUGGAUUACGAUGAUCGUAACCUGCUGGUUUGCACACUGAGGUAGGAACAGAAAAUAUGUGCAGGAUUGACUGAUUGUGUCAUUUCAUUGUGAGCACAGCUGAGUUUGAAACAGGACAGCACACACUUCCCUGUAAUUGCUCCUUUGUUUUUCUAAUGCUGCUAAUUACCAGAUAUUAUAAUUGGAGUCUUGUCAAACACAGGGCUUAAUUUUCUUGUUUUUACCCUGAUGUUCAUGUGUUAACCUCGGGGAAAGAAGGGGGAAUUCAUGCAGCAGCAGACCGAGGGCGUCUUGGGGGAUGGGGAGAGGAGAGCCAGUGACCUCUCAGUACUCACUGCUCCUCCACAGCUCCCCGGGGCCUGUCAGUGUGUUGACUCGUGAGUGGUUGUCUGUGUAUCUGUGCGCCUUGAAGACUCAAUCAGUUAUUUGUUGGACUCUGACAGACAGAUCCAUAAAUGCUAUUUGAGGGAUGGAAAUAUAUUGAGGAUGUAUAUUGACAAUAACUUGCCCUUUUAUUGUCUCAGUGGAACAUUUUUGAUCUUCUGCUGCUGUUUGUUAUGCAGUGGUAGGAUGUAGUAACAAUAGAUUGAGGUUUCCUCUUUAGAGCAAUAUGAGCAUUUGCAGUUUACACUUGGCUAAAGUCUGGGUCUAUGAUAACAAAUAUAAAAAAACAAUUCAAACGAGUAAUCCUUUCUUUUAUUUUAUAUUUGUACAAAGCAAUAUCACAUAUUUAACAACACUUUGAUUAUUUUACAUAUUUUUUCAGACCUUUACAUGCACAUGUACACAGAUAUAAUAAUAAUAAUAAUAAUAAAAAAAAUAAGUUAAAAUUAAAAAAAAUAAAUAAAAAUCACAUAUACAGAAAUAAAAAGUUAAGCAUCCCGGCUCAUGUGCAGUUUAAUCAGCCAUCAUUAUUUAUAGGUAAAUACAUUCGUUAUACACUCGAACAUAUAUUUAUGCAUACCAAUCUUCAUUCAUUGCCUCUGCAAGCGUUCAACUACAAUUUUAAAAUGUGCUUGCACUUCAACUGUAACCUCAUGACCAAAUCUUUCUUGUAUUUCCCAUCAUGCAAGUUAAUGGUGUAACUUUUGCUUCAGGGAUCAAUAAAGUUCUUCUUAUCUUAUCUUAUUGACAUAAGAUCUACAGAAGCCUAAAGUGAAACUUUCUCCUCCCAACACUAUGAAGGUAAUGAAAAAAUCUGCUGUCAGUGGGGUCAGAAAUGUAAUCCAGAUUUGAUAGUAUUUGUCUUUUUGGUUUAUCAAAGUGCAAGUCUUUUUUUUUCCCAUUUCAGGCAUAACCAAAAUGAUCCCAGAGAAGUCAUUUAAUGUUGCUUCUCCUGGAGUGACCCGCUUUGAUUGAUUACUUGAAAGCACUUGCAGCAGCUUUGCAUCACUUCUUCUCAAAAACUGAACCUGACCCAGAUAGAGACUCUCAAAGUUCAGGGGCACUUGUAUCUUAGACACUUUGUUUUGUGAAAGCCGUUUCAGUACAAACUCAGGUUAGCACAAUUUAAGAAUAAAUGACUGGCUUCAAUCUGUGUCUCUUCUUACGAUGAAACUGUGUUGUUUACCUGUUUAAUUGAGUUCUCAGUAUGAUGUCUGUCAUCAUGAUUCAGCCGGAUGAAGCUAAGACAGCUUUCAGUUACCCUCAAAUAAUUUGGUGCCAGUUUAGUGAUGAGAAACCUGCUUGUUUGAUUCAUUUUGGGACAUGUUGCACACACAGGUUUUGUGUGGAAAAAGAGGAACCGCAGACACACAUGAAAACUUGUAAUUUAAAGCUAUAGUGCACUCUUGAAUAUUUGUACAUUCUGAAUAAUGUCAUUAACAGUGUUCGGUGCAGAUGGAGUAGAGGGUUCCAGUUUUGUUCAUGUUUGCAGAUUAUUUUUGUUCUUUUCAUAUCAAAAGCUGAUCAUCUCGUUUUGUUUAAUUUCAGGAGCGAGAGCAGAAACAGAAGCUCCUGGAUCCAAACCCAGUUCGAAUGUCACAGCGGUUCUCUGUGAAAUUCACCAACCUUGUUGAGGAUAGGGUGAGUCUGCACUCUUCUGUGAAUAUGUCUCCACUCAUGUUCUCCAAAAGACCUGAUUACAAACAUUAUUUUCUUGAUUUUUUUUGCAUAGCUACUGACAUGUCCAUUUAGCUACCAGCUUUGCUUUUUUCGUUGUUGAUGUUUUUUGUUGAUGUCUCGUCUGUACUUUGUGGUUCUGCAUGCGUGAUAUUUUUAAAAAUAAGAGAUAAAGGGAUUCAACUUUUAGCGGGAUGUUCAUCACAGUUUUGUUUGUGUCGAUCUCAGGAUGACAUGAAUGCCACAGCAGAGGAGGACAAGAGGAAAGAUGAGGAGCUGGACAGACAGGUCCUGCUGGCCGAGCAGCGACGAGAAGAGGAAAGACUUUUGCAGGAGGAACUACAGAGAGAAAAGAUGGAGAAGAUCAAAGCCGUGGAGGGUAAGACGGAUGGUUGUGUUGAUGGAUGAUACAUAGACUGAAAGAGUGGACUCUUCCCUUUGUGCUAAAAUUCAUUUUUCUUUCUAAUCGCAGGAAAGUGACACAAAAAUAAACACGCAUUCAGAUUGCAAAGCUAAAAAUCCAGGUUCUUAAAGGGGUGUUUUCAGCUUUCUUUUCUUCAACAACCUUUCACAGCAGGUAGAAUCUUUCAAACUCUUCUUCCAACUCAGGGAAGGGAAGAAUGAAUUUCACAUGGUGCUCCACCCGCGCUUUCUUUUCACGCCUGCACCGCUGUGGUUCAGCUGGUAGUGGUUCAAAACCUUCAGUCGCAGCCCCUGGAAGCCUUGUGAUUUAUGUAUAGUACAGAGAGACUGUGAGAGGGAAUGUUCAGGGCCUUUAAUCACAGGAUCACUCCUCUUUUUCUCCCUCCCUCUGAUGUCAUCUGUCAAGGGUUAAUGAACUGCUGAUUGUGCUUCAGUGGAGGAGCCUCAUUAAUGUAUUAUAGAUGAACAGCAGGACCUGGGCUGCUCUCUGUGUGGAUUGCAUAUGAAGAAUCCUCCCUCAAACCUCUUUAAUCCACACAGCAGGGGAGGUUGGCAGGCCUCUCAUGUUAAAAGAUAAAGCAGCAAUACAUGUGCACUCUCCCUGCUCUGUUCUGCUCUUUUGAUCAACUGGGCCUAAGGAAAGAUGGCCGGCCAAUCUUUCUCUCUCUCUCUGCUUAUCUGAACAGCUGUCUCUGAAGACCAAAGCCUGGAUUUCAUUGACUUUCCUGAUAACCUCAAUAGGCAACAAGCACAAUUUAAAACUGCAACUCCGGAGCCCUAAAAGAAGCAAUUAAAGCAUUAUUUACCUGCGGCCUCCAGAGACUGGAGUUAUUUGUGUUUGUUCUCCUAAUUGUCUCCCGUCUUCAUCUUUUUUUUCUUUUUCUUUUACAGAGCGAGCCAAGAGGAGAAAGAUGCGGGAAGAGAAAGCCUGGUUGCUGUCUCAAGGAAAAGAUCUGCCGCCUGAACUCCUGAAUCUGGAGCCCUCUUCCCCUGUGCACAGAACACGCAGGAAUAAAGAGUUGUAAGAGGCUUUGAACAUUUGACUUUUUUUGGUUUUUAAACAAGUCGAGGUUGAAGAUUUCUAAGUUUCAUGUUUAUCGUUUCAGCUAUGAAAUCGAUGACGACUACACAGCUCUUUACAAAGGUAUGCUUUCAGAGCUUUUCUUGAAGGGUGUAGCAUUCAUAAACCUUCAUAAAUAUCAAUGUUUUAUUCCUUACAUGCUUUCCUUCCUUACAGUGCUUGAAGCCUUAAAAGCCCAUAAAGAUGCUUGGCCUUUCUUGGAGCCUGUGGAUGACUCCUAUGCCCCUAAUUACCAUGAGAUCAUCAAGGUAUAAUUGACAGGCAAUGAUUGCCGACAUUUCACAGUGAUGUGUGGUGAUUGUUGAAUAUUCUGACCGCAUUAGAGUGGCUUACAUUUUAAGAAAGACAGACACAAAGGUCUGACUUUUGCUGUUGGUCGUCUCGUGCUUUGAAUACCCUCAGACUCCCAUGGACCUCUCCACCAUUGAAAAGAAGCUCAAUGACGGUGACUACGUUGCUAAGGAGGAGUUUGUCGCCGAUGUGAAGCUCAUGUUUGAGAACUGCAUGGAAUACAACGGAGAAGACAGCGGUAAAUGAACACAGAUGCUCACACAUUAACCAUUCGCACUCAGAGAAUCAUUCUUCAUCCUUUUACAGCUUUAGAACUUCAGUAAGAAUAGAUGAUCGCAUUAAUGUCGAUGUGUUCAUGUUUUAAGAAGGAGGCACAUGGAUGAAUUUUUGGGGUGAGAGUGGGAGAGAGCAAAAGAAAAGGGGCCACGCUCGGUGCUGUGUAGGGGCCGGGGCCAGGGCAGCCUUGACAGUGAUUAAUGAGGAGUGAUUGAGCUGUGCUCCAGUGCUCAGGGGGAUCUGAGCCCUGCAGUGCCAGAGAAACAUUCCAGCCCCUAAGCCCCCUGUCUGGAGCCAUCCAUCCAACUGAAUACUCUCCCCAGAGACAAGGGGCGGAGAGUGGUAAGGGGGCCCAGGGUGGAGCAGGGGGAGGAGGAAGGGAGUGGAGAUGCAGGGGUUGACCUACGCCCUCUGACCUGGUCAGUCGGCCGCUGGGCCUAGAACAGAGCAGCAAGUGUGUUUGUUGGUACGUGGCCUCCAUAUUGGUCUGAAGUAUUUAUGUCUGAGUGUACGACCUAGAGAUGGAGAGACGUGUUAUUACUAAGUGGUUGCAAAUUGCCCUGAUUUGAUGGAAGAUGCUGCACCAGGUGUUUUUUUUUUUUAAUCUAGAAUGACACAUUUUCAGUGUUUUGUCAUUUCUGUCUUAACUCAUCAUCAAAUUGAAAAUGUGAUCAUAUAAAAUAUGAUUUUUUUUAAACUAACAAAUUCUUCAGUUUUAACAUUUGAUCUGUUGUCUUUGCGCUGUAUUCCAGAUCUGUUUUAUCCACAUUUUACACAGUUUCCUAUCUUUUUUGGAAUUGUGGUAACAGAGAUGAAGACGAUGUUUUUGUGUAUCUAAACCUUUGUGUGUUUUAUCAUUUAUGUGAAUCUCUUUACAGAGUAUACUAUCAUGGCAGAGUCUCUAGAACGCUGUUUCAGCCGAGCCUUACUAAAACACUUCCCGUCGGAGGAUGGUGACACGGACGAGGAAUUUCACAUCGAGAGAGAAGACAAGGACCGCAAGGACAAAAAGCGCAACCGUGGCAGCAAGCAUGGAGGACCUGAGAACUUGAUCAAGGCCACUGAGCAGGUCCAACGGAAGAGGAGCUCCCAAGGGGGGAAAGGCAGUAAACCUUCAGAGGAGGAGGACUACAAACCCAUCCGACCACCUCCUCCUCCUCACUGGGCCAAUGGUCCCCCUCACCCCCACAGCCUUCAUCCAGGCCAGCAGCACAUCCAUGGAGGAGGCAUCAGGGGCAUGUACCACCCAGGGCAACAGGUAUCCCUCAAGGAGUCCACUUUUCAAAUCAUUUUUUAUUCAAUAUUCAAACAGGUUUUUAAAAACACAAUCUUUUUUUUCUUUGCUUACUGUCUAAAAUAUUUAAAAUGGUGAUUUAUCUCUAUUGUCAUCCCAGUUCCAUCGCCCUCCUGGUCGCCCUGGCCCUCAUGGUCCCCCUGGUCCUCACAUGUUUGCCCAAAGAAUGGCCAUGGAUCCCCGCUUUGCUUACCCAGCACACAUCCCCAGACAUGGAGACCCUGGUUUAAAUCGUAUGCCACACAGUUUUAAUGUACAGGUAAGCACUUGUAAUGAUGGCUCUCCUAUACCUGUUCUAAUCAUGAUCAACUCUGUGACCUUGUUAACAAGGAUGUUGAUCAAAAACCUGAUUGGGUUUGUUUUUCCCCCAGCAUCGCAUGGCUGAAGGGCAUCAAAUGGGUCCACGGUAUCCAGUGGGCCCAGACCCUACCCAUCAGCAGCCCCCACAUCUGCAGCAGCACCCAUACAUGGGCCCCACUCACGGGCCAUCUCUGGGUCCACGUCCUGUAGCCAUGCAGCCUGGACCUCCGCCUGAAGCCAGCAUGUACCCAACCCCCCACCGUCCAGAGAACCACAACAUGCACGCCAUGGGCAACAGAUUCUCAGGGCCAGAAGGACCUCCUCAGCACAACUACCCAGGCAUGAGGCCACCUGGUAUGGGACUGCCCAACAUGUGGACUGAUAUGAAUCACCAGGAGAGACCUAAUGGGAUGCGCAUGCAAGAUCCCAACAUGGCGAAUCAGCGCAACUACAGUUAUGGUGGUGUUCCCCCCCCAGUGGGGCACAAACCAUGGCUUGAAGCUGCCGGGUACCCCCACCCACCUCCAAAUGCCCAGUAUCAAAUCCCGGCUGCCGUCAGCUCCCCGGGGCCCGUGUCCUCCCGUCCCCCUGUUCCCCACCCAGACUCCUCUGGCAGAGCUCGCUUGGCUUCCAUGUUGGAAAGCCCUGAGAUGCUGGCCCUGCAGCAGCUGUCAGCCUCUUCUGGACCCCCUACUGGUACCCCUCAUCAGCACAUGAGCAACUUUCAGCAGCCUGGGCCCCCAUCAGGAAUUGGCAGCAUCCCAGCUCAGCCCUCUCAGCAGCCUUCGCCUGCCCCUGAGGUUCAGCUGCUGCGUCCUGCAAGAGACAAUGGGCCAGACAGCCAGCCCUCCCAGCAGACAGACAUUCAGCCCAAAGGUAGAUCUGACCUUCUCUCUGAGUUUUUCCUCAGCCCUCAAUAUUCCUCAUGAAGAAAUAAAAUCAGUCUUUUACUCCAUACAGCCCCCACCCUUGCCUGUCCGCUGUGUUUCAAAUGAAUUUCCAGUUUGGUUUUAAUUAUUUUCAACAGUCAGUGGCAAGUUGAAUAUUUAGUAGUGAUUUUUUUUGCUGGGUGGCUUUAGGGAACAAAAGAGAUGAAAAGUCGUCAGCUAAGCUUUUCUAGCAGGCCUAAAAACAAGAUUGCUGCUCUGCCAUAAAUGAACAAACUCCAAGAGAAACAGUUAAAAAAUGACACAAAUAUUGAUUGAUUAAUUGUAGCCAACGUACAUCUCCAACUGUAUAAGGGUUGGGAAAUGUUUAAAAGUAUAAUAUGAAGCUCGACCACAAAAACACUAAAAGAGUUGUGUAAUAAAAACACACAGAGAAUCAUGUCCAAACUACAUAUCUGCAACAAGUUACCCACUGAGCAUUUUUUGGUCUAAAAAAGCGCUAAUAGAUGCCUAAAUCUAGCCUAGACGACUGGUCUAAAAUCAGGGUACCACAGGUCUAAAAAUGAAAGUUUUUUAGUUUAGACUAAAUCUAAAUGUGGGCUAUAUCUAUACUACACUGUAUAUUGCUCAACGGCUAUCAUAAUUACUUUGGUUAAGUACUUGGAGAUCAGUUAUGCAACUCACAGUUGCUUUUUGAAAUAAAUUAUUAUCGAAUAAUGGGUAAAAGUGCAACGUCUAAAUUCUGUCUAAAAAUGUGAGGGAUCUAGACGGUUGAAAUUAGGUCUAAAGAAAAAAAAAAAAUAGAUGUCUCAUAGCUGUCUAUUGCUCAGUGGGUAGUGACAUACUUUGUUAUAGAGAGAGCACUCCAGAGGUAAAGAUGGAAGAAGGUUCACCGCUCUGAGGGGGACUGAGUAAGCUAACAGAACAAUUUUAGGACUAAUGCUGGUGAGCUGUGACUUUCAGGACCUCAGGUGGCUCUGUGUUUAACAGGCAUGACUCUGCAGUAGAAAUCUCUGCAUGGGCUCAAAUUUACUUCCAAAAACAAGUUUCCCUGAAUUUUGCUUGUUACUGGAUUCGCAAAUGCAGGAUCAAAGUGGAUCAUAGAAAGAGGAAACAGUUGUAGUGGAAAUUUGACUUCUGACAAAUCAGAAUUUGACCUUCCUUUUGGAAAUCAUGGAUGAUGGAUCCUCUGCUUUGAUGAGGAGAAGGACCACCAGGCACACAGAUCAAGCUCCAUUAAUACUUGAGGAUGAACUGCCUCCCAGCAAAUGUCUUUUUUAGAGAAGUCCAUACUAUAAUACUGCAAAGAAACACCAAACUAUCUGACCUGCCUGCAGCCCUGACUUGUCACCCAGUGAAAGCUUCUGGCAUAUCAUGAAACAAAAAAAUAGGAAAAAAAGAGACCCUAAUUUUUUUUGAAAGCUGAAAUUGAUUUUCCUUUUUUGUUUGAUUGAUUUAAAUUUAUUUUGAACAUAAAAUUAGUAAAGAAUACAAAAACAAAUGAUAAAAAGUUAUCUAUGUUCAAAAAGGAGUGGGAAGAAGUCGAAACUUAUCUAGUCCCACCCCUUCUCCUACACUAAUGAUUUACAUAUAUAUCAUAAUAUUAUAUCAUAAUAUUAAACAUCAUGAAAAUAAUAGCAAUAAAGAUAAUCACCAUAAUGAAAACAAAACAACAACUAAACAAUAAUAAUAAUGAUAAUAGUAACUAUAAUGUACAAUGUUCACCCUCUGUAUGCAUGCACCUGCAUCGAUGUGAAAGGACUAUGAGAAGAGAGAGAAGAAAUAAAGGACUAACAAUAACAAAACAAUAACAAACAAAACUUUCAGAAAGGACCGGUUAAUGAUGUACAUUAAUAUAAAUAGAAAAUAUUUGUAAAAAAUAGAACAAUCCUCUUUUAAAACUUGAGGGAUUGCUCUUUUCUGCGCCUGGACCAGUCUUGUUAAACAGAAAGGCGACUCCACUUCAUGGUAAACAUGCACCUGUCCUGUUUUUAAAACCUGUUGCAUCAAAUUUAAACGAGAAUCAAUUUAUCAUUGAACAAUCAGAUUUGAUGUGUUUUCUUUGUGUUAUUUUCAAUUUAUGAUGUGACGUUGUGUCAAAUCAAACAUUAUUUUAAGGUUUGAAAAUGACUGACACCAACUCUUAUGGAAGUGGGUUCUACCUUUCUAUGAGUUUGCUACAAAGAUCUUGAUAUGUUGUGGUAGUACUGACUAACAUGUGUUGUCAUCUAAUCUUCAACAAAAGUCCAUGUCCUUCUUCUCUUUUUGACUCUAACUACCCUGUAAUUGUUUUUGUUUCUCCUUAACAGAAUCCUCGUUAGAAAACACAGUGGCUGCAAGCACAAAUUCAGCUGAAGCAUCAUCACACAGAAGCACUGUUUCAGCUCACCAAGAGCACCUGUCUAUCCAAAGCCCCACAGGAAUCCACUCUGGCUUACCAGAGGACACGCGGAGCCCCUCAGCCCCCGACUCAGGCAGAUCACGGGAGAACACGUCUGUAUCAGGACUCAAACAAAGUUCUUCAGAGAGUCAAAAGAAAGACAGAGAUGACCAGAGACAAUCUGUCAACUACAGCCCCUCCCAACAAGUUAGUGCCAGUACUCUACAGUCCUAUGUUCAUGGAAGGAACAGCAACUCCACUGGUUCCUCUUCCCCUGACCAGCCUCAGCAUGCACAGAACAGUCCACAGCAGAAAUCUCUCCACACGUUACCUCUACAUCACAACGUUACGCUCCUGCAUGGCGCAGCAUCUCAGAAUUCAGUUCAGCACGUAGCAGAGAACAACUUUCAGAACAUGCAGAAUACUAACCAGCAAAGUGAACACCAGCAGGGCACCCAAACAAACCCCCCUCAAUGCCCCCCUCAGCGCUCCCCCCAGCAAAUGACCCAGAACACUCAGCAGCACAAUCCCCUUCCUCCUCCCCAAAACAUGACUCCACAGUGUCCCACGCAAAACAACCCCAUGCACGGGAUGCCACAAAGUGCCACACAAGAAGCCCAUCCUGAACCCCCUCAGCCAGCCCCUCUCACCUCCCUACCACCUAGUCAUCCUACCCCUCUGCUACCCCCCCAACCCAGCCCUGCAGACCACGGAGAUCAAAGACCCAGUGAGCCUACAAGUAGACCAGGAACAGACAGCACUGCAGCUCCUCCACAGCACACUGUGAUAAAACCUGGACCUCCAAACGGGGUUUAUAAACAGCAGGCUUUCAGCCCCAAUCAACAUCAGACCUCACUGGUGGGAAGGUUUGAUGCUGGUAACCCAGGUCUGCAGGUUCAGAGGGGGCCGGCACCCCCUCACUCCCAAGGCCAGGCAAACGGAGCCAUGGGCCCAUAUGGCAUGGGGAACUCUCCAAAUCCUAACUACAGCCAGACAAACAUGAGCAGGCCCAUGCCUCCGUCUGCUCGCCACCCUUAUCAUAAUCAGGUCAUGAACCCCCUCCACAAUCCUGCUCACCAUCCGAACUACCAUCAGCAGGGAGGGCCCGCCUACUCCUACCACGUACCGGGCCAGCAGCACCCUCAGGCACACCCGAAUAUGUACCCCCCUCAUCAAUACCAGCAGCAGCACUACUACCCACAGCCACAUCCCCAAGCUCAGGCCAACAGCAGGGGGAGCUAUCCUCCAGAGGACUGGCUCCACUCCCAGUACCAGCCUCGCCAAGCAGUGCCGACCAACACCCACGUCCCUGCAGCCAGAGCUCGAGGAAAUGGUCAAUCGAAGGAGAGCAGCGUGUCCCCGUUAGGCUCUGAGGGCUCCAGCAGUGCUUCUUUAAUGUCUCCUGGAUCUAUGUCUGAAGUAGGGCCUCACCCCGGCAGCUCAGGGGAGGGGAAGAGCGCAGGCAGGGAGCAGGCAGGUGGAAACAGCCUCGCAGGUCAGGCUCACGCAGAGCGACCCGAAAGCCCUAAAGAAAUCCUCGACCUCGACAGCCACAACGCUGUCAGUCGUCACCGAAGCACCCAGCCGCCUCAACAACACCCCCUGGCCUCCGCUGCACACAUGGUGUCCGGCUUCAUGUACGACCCCCGCGCUGUGCACCCCGGGAUGCAGCAAGGCGGAGUCCCUCCUCCACACAUGAUGUCUCAGGCACGCGGAAACGCAAACGGAGCCCCUUAUUCCGGCCAGCAAUACCCAGAUCCCGGACGAUACGCCACCCAAAGACCUCACCCACACCUGAUGGAGGCGCUGCAGCGGCCCCAGCAACUGCCCUACUCACCAGGUCAGACACGCAUGGCCAUGUACAGACACCCUCGGCCUGUGGGACACUUCCAGGGCAUGAUGAUGCAGCAGAGAGGACUCGCACCAGAACACUUCCUGCACCCAGGGUACGAUUGCCGUUAAAAGCCCGAACCUUUAUUGUACUUGUACCACUACUGCACUCUUGUGUCUAAAAUAUCAAUAUUAUCAUUUACACACAUAAACUGUUUUGAGUGAGGUUGGCACUUUCAUCCAAACAAGACCAACAAACUAAAAGAUGAGCUGUGAGUCUGACUGAUCUAUCAAAAUAAAAGCCUCCUGCAGAGUCUAAGUCAGGAAGCAGACAUUUAUCAAAACAAAUCUGGAUACAGAAACAGCCUGCACAGGUUCAGGUUUUUUUUUUUUCCCACAGCUGACCUUCAGCUGUAAAAAAAACAACAUUGCUAACAACAUUUAUUGUGUUUUUUCUUGAUGAUGGCAGGCAACAGAUGAUGGCAGCUCCAGGAGGUCCCAGCAGCAAACAAGGAGUGUGACGAUAACCAUGUUAGUGUGAGUAAAGUUUAUAUCUUGACAAAAUAACGCAUAUUUCACAGCUUUGAGCUCAUUUUAAACAUUUCCAAUCAAUUCAGUGCCUCUAAGGGAUGCGUAAAGUCAGAAAAAAAGGAUGAUAUUUUGUCUUUUUUUUGCAAUCUAUAAAGUAAUAUGAAAAAUUGACAGGAGAUUAAACAUUGAUGCAUUUUGUUUGCAUGCACAUUCAUUCAUAAUUUAAAAAUUGGCAAUCAUAGUUGUGUUAUUCUGAGCUUUUUUCUACGAGACUUCUACAACAGAAACAUGAGAAAUCUUGUUGUCUACAUCUGUCAGUCAGACUGGUGCAGAAAAAAAAGAGUUUUUAAUAUGAUGAAUUUUAAUAUUAUGUAGAAGUUGAUGUUGCAGCAGGGAAUUAUUGCAUUGAUUAGAAAAUCAAUGCAUCGAUUUUGCAACAGAACACAUCCUACAUGUCUUCUGUUUGUACCUUCUGAGACAGCAACAGAAAACACAACUCUGAAACUUUGGCACACAAUUUCAGUAGCAGGAUAUAACAAAGAACCCCAAAGAGGUUGUAUGCGUUCACCUCAUGAAAAUCCACUAAAAUAACUUUAUAUUGAAUAAAAUUAUUUCUGUUAAUAGAUGAAUACCUUAAAACUUAACAGUUUUAUUAUGUGAGUUUUUGCUGUGAAACUAUCCAGCUGUAUAAAAGUAGACUCAUCAGGUUAACCAUGAAAACAGUUUGUUGUACUUCGACACCAAUGGCUCUCCACUACUUGGAUUAUCUGCAAAAUUUAAAAUGUCAAUUUACUCAAAUAGACAUGCUUUCAUGAGAAGACUCAUAUCAUAUAUGACACUGUUACUGCACAACUUUGAUUUUAGGACUUCCUAACAUAACAGCACAUUCCCCCCAGCAGAGGGUCUAUAUAAUAUCUGUGAAAGACAUCAUCAGGGAAAUCAAGUGAUGGUACAUUACAAAGCUGAAACUCUGUCCCAAAUCUGGUCCCAAUCGGGUUGAGUUUGAAAUAACUCAUGGUGAUUUAGCCGAAUUAAGUGUUUUUUUUGGGGGGGGACACAGAAGACUGUAGGUUAAGGCUUUACAGACCCUGUUCAGCCUCUAAUCACCCUUCAUGGUGUACCCCUCAAGUUUGGCCUCUAACAGGAAACACUGCUGUUUUGUUAGGCGGCCCUUAAAAGCCACACACUGCAUUAACUAGAUCCAGGACAAUAUACAGCAUACAACAGGAAAACACGGUGCUUAACAAGCCUGUGUG
This is a messenger RNA of Xyrichtys novacula (pearly razorfish), 48469 nucleotides long. The record is from the annotation of a GenBank genome assembly. Lineage: Eukaryota; Metazoa; Chordata; Actinopteri; Labriformes; Labridae.